This is a messenger RNA of Porites lobata, 49162 nucleotides long. NCBI's taxonomy places the organism in Eukaryota, Metazoa, Cnidaria, Anthozoa, Scleractinia, Poritidae. The record is from the annotation of a GenBank genome assembly.
AUGCUAACACGUUGUUUGCCGGCACAAGGUGGUCGUUUUUUGGCUCUCUGGUGCCGCAGAAUCAUGGUUGUUUCCUAUAAUACAUCAUCAGAGUUUGGUACUACAGCUAUGAAGACGCAAUCAUUGACUGUCAGCUCUUCCCGCCCGCCUCCAGGUAAGUGUGAUCGCGCUCGUUGCGAAAAAUUCUGAAAUCGAAAUUAUUGUAUUGGUCAUUCGUACAGUACGAAUGACCAAUAGAAAACAUUCCUUCAAAAGCUCUUUCAAUUCUUAGAGAUGGUCAUUAAUUGAUGGUUUGUGUCUUGAUUUCUAAAAAAUCGUGUGAUAUAAGCAGACUUUAAACAGCUUUUUUAGUAAUUAGGCUCGCUGCUCAUGCGACCAUCAUUCACACUUUUUAAGCGCAUCUCCAGAUAUUUUUAGCAGCUUUAAAUAAUAGCCCGCAAUAUAUCGUGAGUAGAUCAUCAAACGGGGGAAAAAUGCUUAUACAGGAAUUACUAAGGAUGAAUGUUUCCAUAUCAAGAGAUCACUAUUUUCAUGAGAUAGAGUUGAAGUACAGUUACAAAGGAAGCUCUCAAGUGGAGGUACACUGCACAUACCGUUGCCUUCCUGGAACCGAUAGAUGCUCUCUGUACAUCCCCUCAUCUAAAGACAUUAAAAUUGCUUGGGGAUGAAUAUGGAUAUUUUGCACUAUAUUGCGUUUUCUCUAAAAGGGAUCAAAAAUAGUUACCACGUACAAAUGUCUGCAACGAAGUUACAAUGUCACCUUGUUGUCUUGCAUUCCACCACAUAUUGCAUUUGUAUUGCAUCAUUAUUGAUAUGGUGUCAAGGUUAUCUCAGGAAUCUUCAAAAAAUCAUUAAAAUCUUACAAAAUCAUAUACAUUGUAUUUAUACUCGAAAUUCUUGGAAGACAAUAAUAACAAUUAUUUCGUCCUGCCCCUAAGGUAACAGGAAACAUGAGAUGUUUUAGCUAAAAUACAUGUACACAGCAGACUGAAUGUUCAAAAAAAAUUAAUGAAAGGUUAUGAAUUUUCAUUAUAUCAAGGGUCCUUUCAUAUGACUACUUUUCAAUCUGAACAUUAGAUGUGUCUUUUUAAAAAAGCAUAUCAUUCUUAGCAAGUUUGAUUUUAAAAUUUUUUAAAAAAAUAUCUGUUAACCUGGUGUGAAACACUUACACGUAUGUGUACAAAUUUAUGUAACGCAGAAAUGGAAAGGCAGUUUUAAAACUUAAAUUAUUAUUUAUAUUAUUAUUUUGAUAUUGAUUUAAGUAAUACUUUAUUGAUAGUUACCCUGCUUACUGUGGAACACUUAAAGGAGACCUACCCUUUACAGUUAGAAUGGGGAGAUAAUACCUCGCUCAAGAUCAAUGAGUAAGUGCUGAUAAUCAUUAUUGUCGCCCAUAUUAUUGUAAUAAAAAUAAUUGAUCAUUUUUGACUUUUUGUGGGUAAAUUUGUUUGUAGAACUCAGUCAAAUCUAAUGGAAUCACACAGGCAUAAAUUUAAAAUAUGCUUUCAAAAAAAAAAACAAGGAUUGUCAAGAACAAAUUUUUUUACCAGUAAUUAUAGUAACAUUGACAGUCUUAAUACAUACAGUUGUGUGAGGUAAAUGUACAUUGGAAUACUUUUUAUGCCUCAAUAUGACAAUUUCUCUUCAGACUUCCAUCUACUUUGAAAUUGAAGUUAGUUAAUAAACGAAAAUCCUCAUCAUCAUCAUCAUCAUCAUCAUCAUCAUCAUCAUUCAGCCCUUUUGGUUGGUGUACUUAGAACAAUGAUCUUAUUCCAUGCAAGGCGUUCUGACAUCUCAUUCACAGGAUCCUCCCUGUCAAUUCUGAUAUCCCUACACUUUGUCUAAAUUUGCAAAGUAUAUAAUGUGUUCUUCUUUCUUUGAGAAUAAAAAGUGAAAGGCUAUUUUCAAUCCCCUGUAUGUACCUUUUGCAGAGACCUGACCCUGACUACUGACCAUUCAAUAGCUCGUUACAUUGCCCGUUGCCAUCCCGCAUUGGGAUUGUAUGGGAGAAACCCACUUCAAGCGUCAGAGGUAAGAAUAAACUGCUGCUUGGCUAGCUUAGUUAGUAGAUUACAAUCCUGCUGAGCAGGAGGUCACAGGUUCAAACCCCAUUGUACCUAAUAAGGGUUUUUGAUCUGCUAAGAACGAGAAUGCUAAUAUCUGGCAAAGCUAAUAAAUUAGUUCAAUUAAAUUACAUGUAUUUCUAAGUUUAAGUUUAAUGUUUAAGUUUUCUAAGGUUACAGUACAUUGUAGGUGUGACAGAUCUUGCCUUAGCUCAGAUAAUCAUUUCAUUGAGUAAUACAGUAAUUGACCCAAGCAGUGUUACGAUUUCCUUGCCAAUACCUGGCAAAGCUAAUAAAUUAGUUCAUAAAGCUAAUAAAAAUAAAUUAGUUUUAAUUAGUUUAAGUUAAAUGUAUUUGUAUCAUGGCACUGAAAAGAUAAGGUCCUAGAUUGAAGAUGGUUAUCAUACUGACAUUUCACUUGUAGACACAAGUGAGUUAAUAUUAGUCAAAUCUUCAGGGGUUUUCCCAGCUGGGUAGCUAGUUUGUUACAAACUUGGUCACUGUAGUAUAUAAUGAUUCAAGUGGCUUUUUAUACUUGCAGCAAGUGAUUUGUAGCAUUUUUUUAAAUUUAGGUUGAUCAUUGGCUGGAGUUCAGUGUAAAUUCUCUGGAAAAUGCUGGUAAUAUUGAUGAUGCUCUCCAUCGCUUGAACAAAAGUCUAGCUCCAGUCGCCUUUCUUGCUGGUCAUUCUGUGACAUUAGCUGAUUUUGCAGUUUGGGGAGCUUUGAAAGGUUUGUUGAUAUUGGAGUCACUGUUUUAAUAUAAAUGAAUAAAGGCACAAACAAAUGAAUGGAUAGACAGAUAAACAGACAGACAGAUGAAUGAAGUAGCUCUACAUGUAUCUAUUUGGAAUUAUCUUGAUUCACUUUUUAGAACUACCCUCUCUUACUACCAAUAUUUUCCCCUUUUUUAUUCAGUGAGUGGCAAUGUUGAGAAGCUGAUGAAGCCUGGAAGUUCAUUUGAGCAUGUUGCUCGCUGGUUGACAUUCUGUGGAGCACAGCCACCAUUUUGCAAUGUAUCUGAGAAGAUUCCCAGUCAAAAUAGUGGCAAUAAUUCUGCCCAGUUGGGGGUAAGUGUCUUUGUGAUCAAAGAAAAGCCACUUAAAACUUGAAUAGUUCUAACAGACAGAUUCAUGUGAAUUGUUGCUUAAUUUCAAUUCAUUUUUUAGACAAAGAUGAAGUCUGAAGGAAAAUAUGUCCAACUGCCAGGUGCAUCGCAGGGUAAUGUGGUGACAAGAUUUCCACCAGAAGCUAGUGGGUAAGUCUACCUGUAACUGAUUAAUACUUUUAUUACAUGAGGGCAGCUCUGCGAGUGGACAAAAGGAGGGGAAUCCCUGUGUUCUGAUUGGCUGCCUGAACAGGGUACAUAUAUAUGUUUAAGUUACAAGUAUAACAUGUAUCACAUGUUUAACAUAAUUGCAUAUUGAUUGAUCCUCUCAAACUGAUUAAUUUCUUCUGUGCCAAAUGUGAACCUUGUCGAGUUUGGCUUAUAGUUAAGCAGUGCAUGUCUCUUGCUUCUGGGUAAAGUCCGGAUGAAAACUAAAUUACUUGUUUUACCAGUAAAUGGGCUGAAAUUUAAGUUUCUAAAGUGAUUCAAUGCCAUGAGUUUUCCUAAAGGUCAUCUCCUGGCAAACACACAUUUACAGGUGUACAAAGGUGGGUUUAGGGGGGAGGAGAGGGAGGCGAUUCACACUUUCAUCUUCAGCACCUUAAUCUCUUGACUCAAAUGUUUCCAUUUGCAGAUACCUUCAUAUUGGACAUGCCAAGGCAGCUCUGUUAAACCAGUACUACAGGAACAUGUAUGAUGGCACAAUGAUCAUGAGAUUUGAUGAUACCAACCCAGCCAAAGAAAAUGCAGAAUUUGAGAAGGUCAUUCUUGAGGAUCUGAAAAUGUUGAAAAUUGAGCCGGAUAGGUUUACGCACACUUCAGACCACUUUGACACCAUCAUGAAUUUUGCUGAGAAGAUGAUACGAGAGGGCAAGGCGUACGCUGAUGAUACUCCAGGAGAUCAGAUGAAGGAGGAGAGGGAGAAACGAGUGAAAUCCGCUAACCGCGACAACUGUGAGUAUUUUUUCAGUAUAAUAUCAAUUCUGGCACUGAUUCUUAGAGGCAAAGUGAUUGAACAAAAGAAAAAUUGUAGUGCUAGACUUGCAAUAUCGAGGUCCCUUGGUCAAGUCUUACCGUGACUGCUACAGUACAUGUAGCUGAUUUUUUUCUCGGUAGUCAUGCAUGUAAUUUCAACUCAUUGACCACACGUGUAAAUGAGCAACUGGUUUGCCUCUUGCCAGUUGAAAUUCUUAAUGCGGUUAUGUUUCCCUGGGAAGGAGAAGAUUAUUAGAUAUAUUGUUGUUGUUGUUAUUAGUAUGUUAAUUAUUAUUUACAAUAAUUUGAGAACCCACAUGAUAAUAUGAUAGAAAGUUCUGAAAAACACGUGGCAGUUCUUUAAAAGAAGUUUUAUGCAAAAGGACACUCCAAAGACGCAAUGAAAAAUAAUUACCAUGAUAGUAAAAGUUGAGAAAUGACUUCAAUAUUAUUAUUUAGGCACUUAUCAGAGAAUAAUAUUUAGUUAAUCCCCACCUUUAGACUAUUGUAUACUUUGUUAAGAUGUUGUUAAAUGACUUUAUGUAUUUUUAUCAUUGAAUUUCAGCCGUAGAGAAAAACCUUGAAGUCUGGGAACAGAUGAAGAAAGGAACAGAGUAUGGCCAGAGAUUUGCAUUGAGGGCAAAGCUUGAUUAUCAGUCUGAGAAUGGCUGUAUGAGGGAUCCUACAAUUUACAGGUGUAAACCAGAGGAACAUGUGCGUACUGGAUUGAAAUACAAGUAUGUCAGGAUUUUUUGGCUUGUGUUUUAUUCGUCAAUAUGCAAGACGAAGAUAAUUUCCUCUCCGCCCGCCUCGUCUAGCUUUUGCUAUUUGCGGGCGGAGAUGGCAAAAUGAUGUGUAUGAAAAUAAAGUAUAGUGUGUGUGUGUGUGAAUAAAUAUUAGUACCAAGUACUGCCCUGUAAACAUUACUGAAAGUAAAGUUGAAGUUAAAGUUGAACUAUUAAGGUUGUGCUCCAAGGAAACAUCCAGGAAACUUAGAACCCUUGAAACUGUGAGUCUAGGGUGGCUAACAGACAUGUUUUGUGGAAAAUGAAAACAGGCACCACUAUAGUGCCUGAGAGCCUAACCAGGUAGAGACGUCUAACAGGUAUCAAUUUCAAGAACAGUUUACCUAAAAAUCGCAGUCUCGGGGUUUUAACAGCUGUACGAUUGCAACGAUACGUUUUAUUGCCACCUCCGAUAAGAUGCUUUGUGCCAAGUACAAAAGCAGUGCCGAAUCCAGACCUUGAGAUAAGGGAAAGCCUGGUCAUCCAGACCCUUAGAUAAGGGUGGGGUGGGGGAGCCUGGUCUCCCCCAAAAAGUUUUUGCGGCUGUUCGGGCCUCAGUUUGGACCAAAAAUAAAGGGGGGGGGGGGGCAGCUCCCGCCGGGCCCCUCCCCUGGAUCCACCACUGAAAAGGAUCAGUGUUCAGCUUACAACCACAGCUGAGCUUGCAUUUUGUUUAGACAGUCAUCUAGAAUUAAUCAAGAAAAAUGAAACCAGAACAAUAAGAUGUAGAGGCUCUGUUUUUAAUAAUAAAAGAGCAUACUGUGGGAUUUUAUUGGAUAGCUGAAGUUUUUCACAUUCCUGAUUUUUUGUUUUAAAAGGGUUUAUCCUACAUAUGACUUUGCUUGUCCCAUUGUGGACAGCAUUGAAGGAGUAACACAUGCGCUAAGAACUACAGAGUACCAUGACCGCGACCCUCAGUAUUACUGGUUUAUUGAACAACUGGGUGAGUUGAUCUUUCUUAAUCCAAUAAGUAAGGUACGCUGUAUAGUACUGUGCAAGGUAAGGGUCCACGAUAGCAUUGUGUGUCCCACGUGGCUGAGAAAGCUUUUUUCCUGACUUGCUGGUCAAUUUUAGGUUGACCCUCAAUCACACAUCAUGGAGGCGUGUGUGGCUGAGUGGUUAACACCUCAAACUCUGGAUCUGGAGGUCCUGGGCUCAAGCCUUGCCCAUCAUGUUGUUUCCUUAGACAAGGAACUUUACUCCACUUUGUCUCUCUUCACCCAGGUGUAUAAAUGGGUACUGGCAACAUACUGCUGGGGGGUAACCCUGCGAUGGACUAGCAUCCCAUCCAGGGGGGAUAGCGAUACUCCUAGGUGCCCCAUGCUAAUGAAACCGGGGAUAAGCUCCAGCUGAUUGGGCCUUUGGCUCGUGUGCGCUCGUGUGCCUUUACCUUACCUUACCUUUUAUCACACAUCACAGGCACAUUUUACUACAUGUCAGGUUAAGUGUUGCAAUACUUACAACGUAACUGUGUUGGCAGACAUUGCUUGAAUUUUCUGAGGCAUUAUUAUACAUCUUGUGUUAGACUUUUGCAAAAGUCCUUUGGCCUAGCUAGUAUGGUCUCUCACUUUUAUACAUCCUUUUUGCUGUGAAAGAAGUCAUCUUCUUGCAAGUCUAAUCUGUAUGGAUUUAUGAUAACUGUCACGAGUUCCAUGCCCCCUUUAACUUUUCUGCAACAACUCAAAUGGAACUACCCCUCCCCCCCCUCCCCACCCCCACCAGGCUAAUCGGAUGACUCUCAUCGCAUUCGUUAAUACAAUGCAUGACUGUUUCAAAUUUUUUUGAUAGGUAUCAGAAGGCCAUAUAUUUAUGAAUUUAGCCGCUUGACUCUUGUGAACACAGUGAUGUCCAAAAGAAAACUCACUUAUCUUGUAGAUCAAGGCUACGUUGAAGGAUGGUAAGUAGUGAAUUGUUCAAAAAUUCUUAUCUUCCAUUAAGUGAAUCUUGAAUUAUAAUAAGUACUACUACUACUACUACUACUACUACCACUACCACUACCACUGUACCACUACUAAUACUAACAGUACAGUACGUCCCUUUCUCUGUGAAUCUCACUCAGUUUGCCAAAUACUCCUGUAUGAUUGUAAACUUGAGCCGAGAAGAGAAAGGAGAGUAAACUGCCUGUUACCGAUUCAUUCAGUGCGCAUGUUCCAUCGUCUGAAUGAAAGUUGGCAAGGCAACAAGUUAAAAUACGUGAAGCAAGAUUUGCUUUGACAUAAGUUGCUAUACAGCGGUUUUCGUUAUGACUUUGAAGACACAUAUUCUCCAAAUGUUGAAUGGUUGUUAUUAUUAGCACUAGUGGAAAAGAUCACAGUAAACUUUACGUUUUUCCUGCUUAUAUUCCUGCAAGCAACUACCAACGAGUAAUUUCUUAAAACUUGUGCGACAACCUUGCCUAUUUAACCUCAGAAUUCUUCGCUUCUCUUUCUUCCUUAAUAUAUUCCUGUGAGCAUCAAGCAACGAGCAAGUACUUCUCUUACAAUUUGAGCAACAAACUCGCUUUUCAUACCCCGUCACUAUUCAAACGAAAUUGUUUGUCUAUUUUCUUACACGAAUGACAGGGAUGAUCCCAGAUUCCCAACAGUUCGUGGAGUUUUGAGGCGUGGAAUGACUGUAGAAGGAUUGAGGGAAUUCAUCGUGUUACAGGUAGGGCCAAAUUACGGAACCUCCUUUGAAUUUGACAUUCUGUUGCGGCCGAUGAAGGGAUUUUUUUUGUUCCACAAAGUAAUAAUAAAACUUCUCUUUAGCCUCAAUUGAGGCUUGAAGAAAUGGUAUUCGUGCAGUUGCUUCGUUUUGCAUUGCUUCGCUUUUUGAUUUAUUUUUGAUUGGUCAAAGGAAGAUCCCAAGUUCUUUUUUAACGAACUAGACUAAAACAAGAGCCAACUGCAAGAAACACCAGCGCGCGCAACAAAGGAGCCUUUUUUGACUGGUCUUCAAAACCAAUCUGAAAUUUAAUUGGCUAAUCCACCGAAGUGUUGUCAAUUUCGCUUAAAGCGCGGGAGGAUCGAUACGCGCUUUCCAGCGCUUAUCAUCGCUUACGUGAAUUUGUCUCGGACAGAAAUUUCAUACUGAUGACGUAAAAUCUGUCCGGAAUCUGGUCAGGGGCUCUGAUUGGUCCACGCAGUAGUCGCUCUUGGCGAAACGUCCCUUGCGGCGAUUGGCGAAGAGAAACGUCUGUUUUGUCAGGCUACUAACUUAAGUCCCAAACGUAAAAUCCACUCUAGGGACGAAUCACAGUUUGUGUCUAGUCAAGGUAACAGAGUCUACUACUUAUUGGUAAAAUCCAACUAGUGGUCUAUUAUCAAUGCUGCGUUCUGAUUGGUUGAGCUACUACGAGGCUAUAUGCUAUAGCCCACCAGUAGCGAAAAGCGCCGGCUUUGAAAACCAAAACAAUGGCGGCUGAAUCGCGUUUUGCUAGCUAAAGUUGUUUGUCUCGAUAUUUUUGAUCACCUAGUUGGAUUUUACUAAAACAAUUAUUCCUCUCGCCCUCAUGACCUCUGCGUCAAUGGCCCAAGAGCCCAUUCGGGCUCGAGGAAUAAUUGUUAAAUAAUAUAAAUUUUCUUAUCUCUCCAUCAGGGUUCAUCAAAGGCAAAUGUUCACAUGGAGUGGGACAAAAUUUGGGCCCUCAACAAAAAGGUUUGCAACUGUUGAGAUUAGUUUUUCAGUGUGCGUGGCAUUCGUUUCAUGGAUCUUGUUUUUGUUUCAUAGGUCAUCGAUCCAGUGGCUCCGAGAUACACGGCUCUUCAGAAAGAUGAAAUGGUUCCCAUCGUCAUUCCUGAAGCCACGGAGGAAGUGAAAGAAUGUCCGUUGCAUCCUAAGGUUUGUUUGAUUAAUCAAGGCUCUUAUUUUAGUUCACUCUUGAGGAAACAGGAAGGGCGAAAGAAGAAGAAAGAAAAAAGAUACCUCGACGCUUUUGUCAGUACAAGUGCUGUUUUGCACGUUGCACAUGCGUUGAGAGACAAAACGUGCAACGUGCAAAACUUGGUGCAAAUUAACUUUUUGGUUCGUAAAGGGGAUGUUACACGAUACGAUUCGCAACCACGAUUUUUAGCGCAGCACAGCGUUGCAAUGUUGGAACAAUGUUGUCACUAUACCAAACAACAUCGUAACAAUGUUGCAACGCUGUGUUGCGCUAACAGUUGUUGUUGCGAAUCGUCUCAUGUACUGCACGGGACGAAUUUUCGACCGGUUUAAAAUUCGUGCGUUUAGGUGUUCCGUUUACACGGAACCAAUUUAACUCGUGCGAAAAUUUAGACGCUUAGCCGUUUAAAGUUCCGUGUGAACAUAACGAAAAUAUUAAACAGCUCCGUGUGAACGUAUUGUCCGGUCAGGUAUUUCAGCUGGUCGAAAAUUCGUGUGAAGGGGCUACGUUGCCUUAGUUAGAUUGUUUUCUUUGAAGAGCAAAACGUGCUUUCAACCUGAAUAUUAUUUUCAUUGACAGAACCCAAGCGUUGGAGAUAAAGAAGUUUGGUAUGGUCCCAAAGUUUACAUUGAAGGCGCGGAUGCUGUCACGCUAUCUGUAGGCGAAAUGGUCACGCUGAUGAAUUGGGGAAACGUCAAAAUCACUAAGAUCAACAAGUGAGCUAAAAGAAUUAUUAAUCUUCUUUUCUCGUAGUAAGGUUUCCCUUUUGAUUCUGUGAAAAUUCGGUUACUUGUUAGUUUUUCCAGUUUGGUCAAGAAAUUGUCUAAUAGGACUGAAUUGCUCAAUAGUAAAAUAAGCUGGGACGACUGCUUUGUGGAGGGAUGGAGUUGAUAGUCUUGAUCAUUUCACGUUCCAGUUCUGCAGCGACGGACAAAGAAAUAAUAUAUUCCAGAAUGUAAUAGCACGUACGCACGACUUUUUCCGUUUCUCGCUACCUUGGAGUCUUGGUCGUUCCUUCUUCGCCAUAGCAUGUUUAUAGUCACUUAUACCCCAUAGCUGUUAUUAAUUUUGAUGGCAUUUUUUGUAGAACCCCUUCUGGAGGUGUAAAAUCGUUGGAAGCUGAGCUUCAUCUCGAUAACAAGGUACUUAAGGCGAAGGUUUAUGAAUACGGAGUUUACAUGCCUGUUCACUUCUUUUAGAGGUAGAAAUUAAAAGACAACUCUUGUUUGUAAGACUAAGAACCCCUGGAUAUGGUCCCUAGGAAAUCAACUUCAGGUGGGUUCGACUACAUUUGACAAAGUAAGUGGGAAGGAAUAAUCGCGAUAAAGACUAAAAGAGCGCAAAUUGACUUUUUAAGCGAGGUUCUCAUUGCCGUUGCGUCGUUGGAUCUUAAAGCCCCUGAUUGUGUAGUGGAGAAGUUAUUUUUUCAAUCAAAGGGUCGCAUGCACCCAUGGAGAAAAUUAUUGACGUGACAAAAAAAAACAAGUUUUCGACUGGAACGAUGCAUCUCAUUAGGGUCAUGAAGCUAAACUAGCGCGCCGCACAUAUACUGUACCUCGAAACAUAAACAAGUGCUAUAUAUGUAAUAUACCUUACACAAACCUACAAAAUGAUAUUUGAACACCAAGAGAGAGGCAUAAAUGUAUUCUCCAAGGGAUAUUGUCAUUGGAUUUAAGGCGGUAUUUCCCAAGUAACUCGUUACUUUCAAUUCUCUUCUCUCCUUUUCACCAGUUCUCAUCUAAUUUAUAUUCCCCUCUAGGAUUUUAAGAAGACUACUAAACUUACAUGGUUAGCGGAAUCGUCCAAAGCUUCACUUCUCCCGACGAUUACAGUCCAUUUUGAUAACGUCAUUAGCAAGGCCGUGCUUACUAAAACUGAUGACUUUAAAAACUACAUCAACAAGGAUUCUAAAGUAGGAAGUUAUUUCGUUUGCGUUAUUGUUCUAAUUUAACUUGUCCGAAAUCACCCGUCAAUGAAAGAAGUGUUUCUUGAAUGGUCGCUCCAUAGGAUUUCAUCCACAGACGAAAGGAUUGAACUUAACAAUACAAUUCGGUACUACUUGUCGAUAGCUUUCUUUAGAAAAGUCACACUUUAAGAUUUCGUUCGCAUAUAUGAAUCACGGCUCAGUAGCUUUGAAUUGAAUAGCCACAACAUAGGAUUUCAUCCACAGACCCAAAAGUUAGAACCAUCUUGUACAGCAUAAUAAACAGUACCACAGGAAAGUACUGCUCAGUAGCUUUCAGUUGAAUGGUCACACCAUAGGAUUUCAUCCACAGACUCAAAAGUUAGAACCACCUUGUACAGCAUUAUAUACAGUACCACAGGAAAGUACUGCUCAGUAGCUUUCAUUUGAAUGGUCACACCAUAGGAUUUCAUCCACAGACUCAAAAGUUUAAACCACCUUGUACAGCAUAAUAAACAGUAUCACAGGAAAGUACUGGUCAGUAGCUUUCAUUUGAAUGGUCACACCAUAGGAUUUCAUCCACAGACUCAAAAGUUAGAACCACCUUGUACAGCAUAAUAAACAGUACCACAGGAAAGUACUGCUCAGUAGCUUUUAGUGGUUGCACUUAAGGAGUUCAUCCAAAGACUAAAAAGUUAGAAGCACCUUCUAGAGUGCAGCAAACAUUGCCUCAACAUCACAGCAAAGAAGCAAAGGUAGCAAUGCGAGGAAUGAACUUCUAAACUGUCCUUUUUUUCUUUUCAGCAAGAAAUAGAAAUGGUUGGGGAUCCUGCGAUGGCGUCCCUAAAGAAGGGAGAUAUUAUCCAGCUUCAGCGACGAGGUUACUUUAUAUGUGAUCAACCGUACGAGCCUCCAAGGUAGGGAUCAUUAUACGUUUUUGGGAAUCUGCCCACCUACCCCUCCCCUAAGCCAACAUUUUGCCCUAAGUGAGACGUAAGUGUUACAAUGCUGGCUUAGGGGAGGGGUAGGUUGGCAGUAUUUAGUACUUUUGUGUUUUUAAAGGAUUUAUACUACUACAUGAGAAAUUACUGCAAUUUGAUUGGCUGAGAGCAGUGGUAUUUGAGCUUAAUUUGAAAUACCUACAUGUGAAAAUUACAAACCUUUUGUGGGUAGUAGUAUAAACAAAUAAUAGCAUUAUUUGUACGUGAUAUUUGGCAUAAAUACCACUCGUAAUAUUUCAAAAUUGUCUCAAAUUUCACUCGCGUAACGGCUCGUGAAAUUACGUAUAACAAUUUUGAAAUAUCACUCGUGGUCUUUAUACCAAAUAUCACUACAAAUCAUGCUUUUACCUACACUAAUUUAUUAAUGUUAUUUUAAGGGACCCUUUCUCAAGAAAGGAGGCCCCCAAAAGGUAUUUGAACUUACUGGUACAGAGUGUUCCAUGCCAAAACGAACGUUUGCUGACGCUUUGCCGCCAUUUUGGAACAUUCUGGGCCACUGAAAAAGCCUAGGCUCGAAUUACUGAAGAAUCCCGGAUGUUUGUCUGGUGAAAUAUCUCAAACGAAGAAGAGAAAGACAAUUAAGAUCGUAAGAGUCUAUAAAAGUUCAGAGUAAGUUUAUAGAGCGGCCGUCAAAUCAGUAUUUUUGUCAGUGAUGUUUUCGAAUACUUUUUAUUUCAAAAAAAUAGUACUUAUCAUUGUGUCUAUUUUUUUGCGUCCCAGUUGACGCAAAAUGGUUUGUUAUCUUCUUCACAACUCCACAGCAGCAUUUUGUGUAUAGUUAAAUGCACUAAUUAAUGACCUCAGUACAGAAUUGACCUAAAACAGGAGCAUCCUCUUGACACAUCCUCUGUAACCUCCAGCUCUUGGUUUCAAAACCCCUGAUAUUGACGUGUUUAUUCAUUUUAGUCGGUAUACAGGCCGUGAGUGUCCUGUGGUUUUGUUCUCUGUCCCCGACGGUCAUACCAAGCCGUCACCAACAGCUGGCAACAAAGCUAAGGUGAGUCACCGAGCACGGCGUGGUUACGUGACACAGAGUAGUAUUGCGUGACAGCCGCAAGCGAGUUUUUCAUGAUAGUGUGACGUCACGUGAUUCCCUUUUUGAUCCAACAUAGGAUUAGCCGAAUAUUUCAUAAAUCAUUCGACCCUGCUAUGUAUUAGCUCUUGUGUUAAAAUGAUUGAAAAGUCAUAGCCAUGUUGUGUGGUUAAUGUGAUCCAAAGACAAGAAGAAUCUCUGUUGGUGUUAGUAGGUUGGUCAAGUAUUAAUGUAAAAACGCUUUUCAUGGCGAAAUAGCUUGCACAGACUAGUGAUUUGUAAAGCCAUGAUGUCCUUGGAAUAGCGCUGACUUUCCUGCACAAAGCGGGAGCAACUUAUUCGAACGCUUGGUACCCAUGUAUUCCAAUCUCCAUCAGUACAAUGUUUGUGACCGAUUACCAUGUCUUAUUGAAACAUUUUAGCAUGUUUAAUAUCAGUUGUCGUAAUAAAGAUUUAUCUUCGCCAGCUGUUGCCUCUUUCCCUGUCUAUUUUUGGGCAUCAUUUGAUUUUAUCAUCAGGGACCCGUGAUAACGUUAAAAUCGUAUUGCUGGACCGCAGUAUUUCCACAGUAUAAUGUAUUGACAAUAAAAAUACGUUACAUUUUAAGUCUAUGAGGCCUUUGUCACAACCAAAUAUAAAUGCGGGACGUCUUACAACCAAAAUUAGGAGCUUGUGUCAAAUAAUGUUGAACUUAUCUCGCCAAUUAAGAACAUGUACUAUUGUAGUUUUGAAUCAAUCAACUUCCGGUACGAUUUCAAGCAGGCGUACACUUCCGGUUUGACCGAAAGAGACUGAACCCUACUGUUUUGUUUUAUCCACGUGUCCAAGAACGUUUUCCCCAAGAGAGGGUCAAGAAUUCCUCGGAAAUUAGGUAUUUUUGAAAAGUAUUUAUUCGAUUUUAAUGAAGUGUAUUGAUACCAGGGAUAGCAUUUGAAAUUCAUAAAAUUUCAGUAAGAUUUAAAGACGAAACUAAUCGAGUAAAAAAUAGCUUCAUGUUUUACGAUCGAUUGCUAUGGGUUCGAGACAAAAACAACAGUGUUGUUAAGUUUGGUGAUGAUUUCGUUCAAGCAGAGCGAAACGGACAUUUUGUGAAUGGCGUUGAGUUCAUCCGUUUUCGUUGCCACUUAAGUCAGAGGAGUAUUUUGUAGUUUGAAGAGAUUCGUAUGAAAAUGAUUUAUUUUCGUUUUGGCCUUGCGUGACUGUUGCACGUGAAUGGUUUCCCCUUUUCGAUCUCACUACCGGUGGGUUUUAUUUCAGGAGUAGAUGUCAAACUUAAGUUUGUUUCUUUGUGUCACAUUCUUUUAAACAUUCCAGUGGGUAAAGAAACUAUUAAGUCAAAAUAUAUCUUAAAAUUCCGUUACCGGUCGUUUAGAUACAAGUUUAUUCAUUCGAGGUGUAAAUAGUUCCCCGUACUUGACUUGGAGAACGAAGAUAUUCACCCUAAACGUUUUUCCUGUUCACUCGCAAACUACACUUAAAGUAAACACAUCUUUGGGGAAAUUUCACUGCUUGAGUUUGCAUCGAAACGACCGGUUUCCUUCAAUCCUAAAAUUCCCUUGGAUGAUCACACAGGAAUCUGAAGGACACAAAAAGAACGAGAGUAAAAAGAAGGAGAAGGGAAAUAAAAACAACCAACCACCCAUGAAUGGAACAGAAGCUGCCAAGCCAACAGCAUCAACUGAACAGGUGGAGAAACUGAAAGCAGAAAUCACUGCACAAGGAGAUAAAGUUCGUGGCCUCAAAACUAGUGGUGCUGCUAAGGUUUGUUAUUGAUUAAGGAAAUGACUACAAUGUUAACUCAGUGUGCUGUCUCUGUCAUUACAAUCAUCAUCACAUCAUCAUCAUCUGCCAACAUCACCAUUGUCAUCCUAAUUACAGUCGAAGCUCUCGCUUACGAGAGCCUCAGGAACUCAUUAAUAAUUCCUAAAGAAAAAACAAAAGAAAAUAAUUUUUAAUGAGUGUCUUCAUAUCUGAUAUAGACAUGGCUGAGGUGUACUUCCAAUUUUUUAGACAAAAAUAACCCCAAACUUAAAUAUUAGUGCAAGAAUGAGUUGAAUGGCAGCUUACGAGAGCUUAAAAACAAUAGAAAAGUCCAGUUGGGUUAUCCCAAGAGUGGUUGCCAUCUCUUACGAGAGCUUUUCAUUACAAAGUUUAAGUCACAGUUCCAACGGGGUUUCACAAAGGUGAUCGUAACUAGAGCUGGUCACUUAUGAGAGUGGUUGCAUGGAGAGCUUUGACUGUUUUAACAUAAUUAUUUCAUCACUCUUUACGUAAUAAUAUUUUUAUUGGAUUUUUGCUGGGUAAAUGUAAAUUUAUGGUAAUUCCAUGACCAAGCUUAUAAACAUAAUUAAAUGUCUGCGAAGGAAAUUCCUUGUUUUGAAUUAGCAUAACAAAAAGUAAGUAUUUGUGGAAUUUAUUCUGUUGCGAUGACUUGUAGUUGGAUGAAAAUUCCAGCUGUCAAUUUUCAGGUAUAUGAUGGAUGAUUGUCUUUUGUUUUGUGCUUUUAUAGGAGGAAAUUGAUGCAGCUGUGGCUGAGCUUUUGAAACUGAAGGCUGACUAUAGAACCCUGACAGGAGAAGAUCUUGCUGGUGGCGGUUCAAAAGGCAAGAAAGACAAAAAGAAAGAAGCAGGGAAUAAAACUGAAAAGAAAGAUGCUAAACCUUCUACAAAGCAGGCGAAGAUGACACAAGCUGCCAAAGUAGAGAAUGGAGAAGGGGAAAGUGCAGUGAAAAAAGUCACCAGGUGUGAUAUUGGUUCUAAGGCCUGGUUCAGAUGCCGUUCUUUUCAUGAGCCGAACCUAAUACGUUGAAUUAAGUACAUGAAAAGUUUGGUGUGUAAAUCAAUUAGGAACGCCUGUUUCACUUUGGAACGGCUCGAUCAGCUGUUCUUUUUGCCUAGCCCGGCCGAAAAUUUCGCCUUUGGAUCGACUUUGGAACACCUUUGAUUCAGACACCGAACUUUUCACGUAGCGAACCUAAUGCAUAAAUCCUUAUAACAUGUUUUGUGAGCAGUUUGACGGAAAUGCACAUUUUUCGCCUUCUGAAUUCAGUUCGGCUGGAAUUAAGAUCGGCAUCUGAAUUAAUUUAGCUGGUCUAAAUAAUUUGGGUCAGUCCUAAUUCGAAUUAGGUUCGGCUCGUGAAAAGUUCGGCGUCUGAACCGGGCCUUACUUGGAAAUCUUUAGAGGAUUUCAUGUAGUUGUUGGAAUUUUUUCUCAUAAUCUAGGUGUUUUUAGAAAAUAUACACCACCUAACCAAACUAUUCACUCUCCUUUCAUCUCAUUUCACUUCAAAAAAAAAGAAGAAGGAGAGAAAAGAAUAUGUCAAUAUAACAUUAACAUAUUCAUUAUGUUCAUCAUUCCCAGACCAUUCUACCCUUUGCUAUGGUAAGAUGAUUAAUUUUGUCAUUCUAAUUUUUAUGAAAUCCUGUGGUGUCACCAUGGAAAUGAACCUCUGGCACAAUGUUUGCUCUUGACUCUUUAAAUAUUAAGAUUUUACAAGCAAAAAUGAAUGUUUUUUAAAUUUUCCAUUGUGGCAACUAUCAGGAUUGAAAGAAUUUAUUAAAAAUAGAUUAAGAAUAUGUGGUGCUGCAGAGUUCUCAUUAAGCGCUGGUAAGGGGCUAAAAAACCGGCUACUCUGAGGUCUGAGCCGUCUACUUUUGGGGGAAAAUGGGUGAAUUGAGGGAGUGAAAGCCUCAAGUUGCCUGCAGCAAACCAAGUACUUUUACAUCCUUCCUGUCCAUGGUUGUAAAAAGUAGCCAGCUGCCAGCGAAAAUUGCCGCCUACUUGGAUAGGCUACUGUGAUUGGCAUUUCUUCAUGGAUGGCGUUUUUUAAAUAAAACAUCCCUGGACUGGCUGCUUACUUUGACAAAUCAGCCGUCUACUUCAAAGCUUUCUGAUAACCCUGCCUGUCUGCUUUAAAACUUAAUGAGAACCCCAGGUACAGUAUAGGUGGAUAGGUUGAACAUUUGUCUGGGUGGUGCUUCUAAGUUUUGUUUUAAGAGUAUUUCAACUUAAGAGUUCUUUUUUCAUCUUCCGAGGUGAGCUGAGGCUUUAUUUUUUAUUUAUCUUAAUUUUAGGCUGGGACUGGAAGCUAAAAAGGAAGAAAACUUAAGUGACUGGUUUUCACAGGUGCAUGAUUUUCUAUGAAUAAAUACCUAAUAGCUUUUUUAAUUUAAUAGGAUUAUCAUUAAUAGUGUUUUCUGUAAUUGUGUGGAGGCAGGGUGGAGGUGGUUGUCAUUUUGAAAGGUAUUAAAUGUCUAGCAUUCACAGCCACCUUGCAUGAAGUGACUAUCAUGCAAGAUGAUGUCAUUUUACUACUACAGCCAGAAUCUUUCAGGGCUUUGCUUGUACAAAUUGGGGCUUUUCUAAUUUAUACCUCACUAUGGGUACCAAAUUUACUGGUGAAAGGAAAACCUGAAAGGAUUCUGGUCAAAGUAGUAAAAUCAUGCCAUCGCGCAAAUGGCAUAGUGUUAAUAUUGUAGAAGUUAAUGUAACCAUGUGUUAUUGUAUUUUCAAAAAGUAGUUUUCAUAGGAUACUGAAGUUAAAUAGCUUAACCCUUGCUGCCAAUAUGAUUAGUCCAAUGACUUAAACAUUUUUGAAAGUUUAUUAGUGUUGUAAUAAUCUUGUGGUUGGUUAUUUUCAGGUUAUUACAAAGUCUGAAAUGAUUGAGUAUUAUGAUGUUAGUGGAUGCUAUAUUUUGAGACCGUGGUCUUACGCUAUUUGGGAGAGAAUAAAAGGUAUGAUUCAAUUGAAACUAUAUUAAUUUUACAACCCAUCUAAAUCUUCAUGUACAGUAUUUCACAAAGUUGAAUUUACUUGAUAUUCUUACGUAAAUUAUAGUGUAUUUUUUAAAAAUAAUGAGCAGCAAACCACUUCAUCCUCUUGUGAUCUGCCAGAAAAAUAUUAUCUUGCUUUUUAAAAAAGAUAAAAUAGGGCAAUGCACUGAUUGUCAAAUGUACCUUCUAGCUAAUUGUAUGCUGCUUUCUUUACUUGUUAAUUAGAUGUGAAGUUUAUCUUGUCUUUUUUUUUUUUAUCUUUUCAGAUUUUUUUGAUGAAGAAAUAAAAAAGCUUGGAGUCGAAAAUGUUUACUUUCCAAUGUUUGUGUCUCAGGCAGCACUGGAGAAAGAAAAAACACAUAUUGCAGACUUUGCUCCAGAGGUAAUGUUUGGUGUGAUGUGUCGACCUUUCAACCGAAAUAUAUUAUUGAAAAACAGCUAACUUCUUUUUUCUAAAGUCACUGCUUGAGCAGUAACUUCUCUUUCUAAAAUCAUUGCCUGAGCUAGCGAGUCAGUACACUGUAAGGGAAUAGUUUGUGCUUGAGGCAUUGCCGGGGAGAAACGAGAAGAGGAAAAAAAAGGCAGGGAGAGCAAAUGGAGGGAAAGAAGAUGCCCUUCUCCUCCUGAAUCUUUAGUGCUCUCAAAUCUCUUUUCCCCCAAUGUCUAAAUCCAGCCUGAUACACAUUAAAAGGAAAUGUCUACCAAAGAGAUAAUGUCUUGAUUCUGAAACAAAAGCUCCUUGUUAGUACUGCAGGAAAUGUUUUGCAAGUGGUAUAGAGAUAGUGUGUUUUUUUCUUCAGGGCUUAAAGGAGUUUCCUUCCUGGAAUUUUAUCAUUAUGUAUCUUCCAGACAUUUUUUGUUCUAAUCUUUGUACUUAUUUUUUUUGUUUUUCAUUGCUUUUACCAUGGCAGGUUGCUUGGGUAACAAGGUCAGGCCAGUCUGAGUUAGCAGAACCAAUAGCAAUCAGACCGACCAGUGAGACUGGUAAGAUGGAACUGAUUCCUUCGAAAUUCACUGUUCACAGGGUUGUUUCAAGCUUUAUGUUUUCACAGCUUUCAACAAUGGGGUUUACAGCUGUAAAUGAGAGACUACCAACUUAGUAGACCAAUCAAGUCAAAAACUAGUGCUUAAAGCAGUAAGAACUUUGCUAACUUCCAGACAUUUGUUCUUUUUUGCUUGUUCAGUUAUGUAUCCAGCCUAUGCAAAAUGGAUUAAAUCACACAGAGAUCUCCCGCUAAAACUAAAUCAGUGGAAUAAUGUUGUGGUAUGUAGAAGAACCUUUUUAACUGUUUAGAUAAAGGGCUACUUGUUUGAUCGUUUUCUUAUCCUUAAGCUUUGCAACAGUCAUAGCUCCUCAGUUAUAUGUCUUCCCCAACUCCUUCCCUAGGCAAUUGUAGUUUGUUUCCUCUUGUAAUAUCGUGAUACUACUAUUUCUUUUGCAGUGGUACUCCUCAUAGUGAUUUUGGGACUUCCCCUCUUCCAAUUGCAGUGCUUCAGUGUAUUAGAAUGAAAAUUGCUGUCUUGGUUGUCUAGGGACCUUCCAAUAGGGAACUUAAGCAAUCACAAUAGCAAUGGUAGCAAGGGUGGCAAAAAGGCUAUAGGUCUGGAUUGGCAAAAAAACAACUUUGCAUGUGCGUCACACUUCUCUCCCAUUAUUACACUACAACGAUGUAAAAUGUCCUAAUUUCAAGUUUUAUUGACAAUGGUUUUCUUUUUCUUUUUCCUUUUGUGGGCUUAUAUUUAGUCUUAUAGCAUUCAACUCCAGAAAACUAUUGGUAACAUUUGACAAAUGAAAUUGAGUUAGAGGGAAUAAGAGCGAUGAAUUUGAAACAGUGCAAAUUCACUUUUUAAGUGAUGUUUUCACCACCAUUGUCACUGUGGUUACUUAACUUCCCUAUUUUGAUAAUGCCACCUAAAAGCCUGUAGCCUGUUUUCGUUACUACUAAAAUUUAUUCUAUUCUUUGCCUCUUGCUUACAGGUCUAGUACUUUGCUCCUAGUUUAGGUUGUAUUUAAAUUGUCUGUUUCCUUUGUUAUAUUGUUAUAGAGAUGGGAGUUCAAACAUCCCCAACCAUUUCUAAGAACAAGAGAGUUCCUUUGGCAAGAAGGACAUUCUGCCUUUGCAUCUUAUGAUGAAGCAGUUGAGGAGGUAAAGAUAGAAAAAAUAAAAUUGUGCAUGGCCAGAGAAGCCUGCAAUCCUAAUCUCUAGGCUACUAUUACGCCUGCGUGGCACGUACAAUGUAUGUAGCAUUUGCUUGGACUUGCGCUAAGCAUGAACUGAAUGUAUAGAAUGCAAUCGGGUCCCACGUUUGAGCCUUCUAUCUCUUGAAACUAAUUCAAAGCAGAGUGUUGGAGGAGAAGCAUUUGUAUUGACCUCACUCUCACUGCCUGAUGAUCCCUAAUCUUUGGUUAAAUUAUAACUAUUUAUUGGUGACAUCAUAGGUUGUUGUCCACAAACCUCUAAUGUUAGGAUUACAUGACCGGUCAAUUAUGUCUAUCUUCCUAAUUGAGUUUAUGCACUAAAGGGUUUCAAUGUAUGAUUUUCUUCUACUUCUCUCAGGUUUACACCAUUUUAGAUCUGUACCGGCAAGUCUACACCGAUCUCCUUGCGAUUCCAGUAGUGAAGGGUAGAAAAACUGAAAAAGAGAAAUUUGCUGGUGGAGACUUCACGACAACAGUGGAAAUUUACAUUGCAGCCAGUGGACGUGGAAUUCAGGUUCCCAUUUCACCUUUCCAUUUUUUAUUGCUGUGAUCAAGUCCUUGUUAAUAAAUUUUUGCCUUCACUAUUUAUGCUCAGCCUUCACAAAUCAAGCCACAAAAGCCACAGCUUUAAUAAUUUCAGUCAACUAUUUCAUUUGGAGAUAUUCCAUUUUAAACCCUGAAAAUUUCCCAGUUGCCUCAUUGGCGUCUUUAACUUUCAACAGACCUGCAGUUUUUGAUGGCUAAUAUUAUGUUCUUAAAUCUCACUUUCAAAGGGCUCAAAAUAACACAGAAUAUUACGGUUAACCACGUCUUUUCAGCUUUUCAAUUUUUACUGUAACUCUUUCUAUGGGUGAGUAAGUUGUUGGGAAGUUAAAAGGUAAUCCAUGUCAUUAUAACUAAAUGGGUGAUUUAACUGAUUAGGGUCAUCACUUGGGUGACUAGGGUGACUUGGGUGGCCUGUGAGACUUGGUGACUAGGGUGACUUGGGUGAUUUGGGUGACCUCGGUGACUAGGAUGACUUGGGUGACGAGGGUGACUAGAGUGACUUGGGUACCUGAUAUCUACCUCUAUAACUAGUAAACCACUCAACGAUUUUAAGCUAGAAUUAUGCACACAAGGGUGAACCUAGGGUGACUUGGGUGACUUGGAUGACUAGGGUGACCUGGGUGACAAGGAUGACUUGGGUGACUAGAGUGACUAGGGUGACUUGGGUGACUAGGGCAACUAGGGUGACUUGGGUGACGUGACUAGGGUGUAACUGGGGUGAAUUGGGUGACUAGGGUGACUUGGAUGACUAGGGUGACCUGCGUGACAAGGAUGACUUAGGUGACUUGGGUGACUAGAGUGACGAGGGUGACUUGGGUGACUACAGUGACUAGGGUGUAACUAGGGUCAUGAGGGUGACUAGGGUGACCAGGGUGACUAAGUUGACUAGAGUGAUUAGGACGACUAGGGUAACUUUGGUGAGUAGGGUAACUUGUAUGACUAGGGUGACUAGGGUGACUUGGGUGACCAGGCUGACCAGAGUGACUAGGAUGACUUAGGUGACUUGGGUGACUACGGUGACUAUGGUGAAAAGGGGGGACUAGCGAGACUAGGGUGACUAGGGUGAUUAGGGUGACUUGGGUGACCUGGGUGACUUGGGUGACUAGGGUGACUAGGGUGGCCACGGUGACUUGGGUGACUGGGGUGACAAGGGUGACUAGGGUAACUUGGGUGACUACGGUGACUUGGGUGACCAGGGUGACUAAGGUGACUAGAGUGAUUAGGAAGACUAGGGUGACUUUCUUGACUAGAGUGACUUUGGUGACUAGGGUGCCUUGCGUGACUAGGGUGACUUGGGUGCCUGACCAGGAUGAUAAGAGUGACUUAGGUGACUAGGGUGACUAGGGUAACUUGUAUGACUAGGGUGACUUGGGUAACUAGGCUGACGAGGCUGGCUAGAGUGACAAGGUUGACUUGGGUGACUAGGGUGCCUAGGGUGACUAGGUGACAAGGGUGACGAGAGUGACUUGGGAGCCUUGGGUGACUAGGCUAACUAGGCUGACUACAGUGUCUAGGAUGACUUGGGUGACUAGGGUGACUAGAGUGACUAGAGUGCUUCGGCGACUAAGGUGACUUGGGUGACCUGGGUGACUAGGCUGACUAGGGUGAGUUGGGUGACUACGGUGACUUGGGUGACUAGUGUGAGUUGGGUGACUACGGUGACUUGGGUCACUAGGGUGACUAGGGUGACUUGCAUGACCCGCGAGACCGGGGUGACCAGGGUGACUUAGGUGACUAGGGUGAUUAGGGUGACUUCGGUGACAAGGGUGACUGGGGUGAGUUGAGUGACAUGGGUGACUAGGGUGAGUUAGGUGACAAGAAGGACUAGGAUGACUUGAGUGACUAGGUGACUAGGGUGAGAUGGGUGACUAGGGUAACUUGAAUGACUACGGUGACUUCGGUGACUUUCAUGACUUGCCAUCCCAGGCAUUCCCGGGUGACUAGGGUGACUUAGGUGACUAGGGUGAUUAGGGUGACUUCGGUGACUAGGGUGACUGGGGUGACUUGAGUGACAUGGGUGACUAGGGUGAGUUAGGUGACAAGAAGGACUAGGGUGACUUGAGUGACUAGGUGACUAGGGUGACUUGGGUGAUGUGACUAGGGUGUAACUGGGGUGAAUUGGGUGACGAGGGUGACUUGGAUGACUAGGGUGACCUCCGUGACAAGGAUGACUUAGGUGACUAGAGUGACGAGGGUGACUUGGGUGACUACGGUGACUAGGGUGUGAUUGAGAGACUUGGGUGACUAGGCUAACUAGGCUGACUACAGUGUCUAGGAUGACUUGAGUGACUAGGGUGACUAGAGUGACUAGAGUGCUUCGGCGACUAAGGUGACUUGGGUGACUACGGUGACUUGGGUGACCUGGGUCACUAGGCUGACUAGGGUGAGUUGGGUGACUACGGUAACUUCGGUGACUAGGGUGAGUUGGGUGACUACGGUGACUUGGGUCACUAGGGUGACUUGCGUGACCCGCGAGACCGGGGUGACAAGGGUGACUGGAGUGACUUAGGUGACUAGGGUGAUUAGGGUGACUUCAGUGACUAGGGUAACUGGGGUGAGUUGAGUCACAAGAAGGACUAGGGUGACUUGAGUGACUAGGUGACUAGGGUGAGAUGGGUGACUAGGGUAACUUGAAUGACUACGGUGACUUCGGUGACUUUCGUGACUUGCCAUCCCAGGCAUUCCCGGUCAUCCUAGUCAUCCUAGUCAUCCCAGCCAUCCCUGUCAUCCCUACUCAUCCCUAGUCAUCCCUAGUCAUCCCUAGUUAUCCCUGGCCAGUCAUCCCUAGUCAUCCCAGUCAUCCCUAGUCAUCCCUAGCUAUCCUUAGUCAUUCUAGUCAUCCUUAGUCAUCCCAGUCAUCCCUAGUCAUUGCUAGACAUCCUGAGUCAUCCUAGUCAUCUCUAGUCAUCCCUACUCAUCCCAGUCAUCCCUAGUCAUCCCUAGUCAUCCCAGUCAUCCCAGUCAUCCUUAGUCAUCCCUAGUCAUCCCUAGUCAUCCCAGUCAUCCCUAGUCAUCUCAGUCAUCCCUAGUCAUCCCUAGUCAUCCCUAGUCAUCCCAGUCAUCCCUAGUCAUCCCUAGUCAUCCCUAGUCAUCCUUCGUCAUCCCAGUCAUCCCUAGUCAUCCCUAGUCUUCCCCUUUAUUCCUAGUCAUCCCUAGUCAUCCUUAGUCAUCCCAGUCAUCCCAGUCAUCCCUAGUCAUGCCAGUCAUCCCUAGUCAUCCCUAGUCAUCCCAGUCAUCCUUAUUCAUCCCUAGUCAUCCCCGUCAUCCCUAGUCAUCCCAGUCAUCCCAGUCAUCCCAAGUCAUCCUUCGUCAUCCCAGUCAUCCCUAGUCAUCCCAGUCAUCCCCAGUCAUCCCUAGUCAUCCCUAGUCAUCCCAGUCAUCCUUAUUCAUCCCUAGUCAUCCCCGUCACCCCUAGUCAUCCCUAGUCAUCCCAGUCAUCCCAGUCAUCCCAAGUCAUCCUUCGUCAUCCCAGUCAUCCCUAGUCAUUGCUGGACAUCCUUAGUCAUCCCAGUCAUCCCAGUCAUCCCUAGUCAUCCCUAGUCAUCUCAGUCAUCCCUAGUCAUCCCUAGUCAUCCCUACUCAUCCCAGGCAUCCCUAGUCUUGCCUAGUUAUCCAAGUCAUCCCUAGUCAUCCCUAGUCAUCCUUCGUCAUCCCAGUCAUCCCUAGUCAUCCCUAGUCUUCCCCUUCAUCCCUAGUCAUCCCUAGUCAUCCUUAGUCAUCCCAGUCAUCCCUAGUCAUCCCUAGUCAUCCCUAGUAAUCCCUAGUCAUACCAGUCAUCCCUAGUCAUCCCAGUCAUUCCCAGUCAUCCCAGUCAUCCCUAGUCAUCCCAGUCAUCCCUAGUUAUCCCUAGUCAUCCAUAGUCAUCCGUAGUCAUCCCUAGUCAUCCCUAGUCAUCCCAGUCAUCCUUAGUCAUCCUUCGUCAUCGCAGUCAUCCCUAGUCAUCCGAGUCAUCCCUAGUCAUCCCAGUCAUCCCUAGUCAUCCCAGUCAUCCCUAGUCAUCCCAGUCAUCCCUAGUCAUCCUUCAUCAUCCCAGUCAUUCCUAGUCAUCCAUUGUUCUCCUUAAUCUUCCCAAUCAUCGCUAGUCAUCCCUAGUCAUCCCAGUCAUCCCUAGUCAUCCCUGGUCAUCUCUAGUCAUCCCAGUCAUCCUUAGUCAUCCCAGUCAUCCUUAUUCAUCCCUAGUCAUCCCCGUCAUCCCAAGUCAUCCCUAGUCAUCCCAGUCAUCCCAGUCAUCCCAGUCAUCCCAAGUCAUCCUUCGUCAUCCCAGUCAUCCCUAGUCAUCCCAGUCAUCCCUAGUCAUCCCAGUCAUCCCUAGUCAUCCCAGUCAUCCCUAGUUAUCCCUAGUCCUCCCAGGCAUCCCUACUCAUCCCUAGUCAUCCCUACUCAUCCAAGGCAUUCCUAGUCUUCCCUAGUCAUCCCAGUCGUCCCUAGUCAUGCCAGUCAUCCCUAGUCAUCCCUAGUCUUCCCCUUCAUCCCUAGUCAUCCCUAGUCAUCCUUAGUCAUCCCAGUCAUCCCUAGUCAUCCCAGUCAUCCCCAGUCAUCCCUAGUCAUCCCCAGUCAUCCCUAGUCAUCCCAGUCUUCCCUAGUCAUCCCUAGUCAUCCCUAGUCAUCCUAGUCAUCCCUAGUCAUCCCUAGUCAUCCCAGUCAUCCCUCGUCAUCCCUAGUCAUCCCUAGUCAUCCGUAGUCAUCCCUAGCCAUCCCUAGUCAUCCCAGUCAUCCCUAAUCAUCCUUCGUCAUCGCAGUCAUCCCUAGUCAUCCGAGUCAUCCCUAGUCAUCCGUAGUCAUCCCUAGUCAUCCCAGUCAUCCUUAGUCAUCCCAGUCAUCCUUAUUCAUCCCUAGUCAUCCCCGUCAUCCCAAGUCAUCCCUAGUCAUCCCAGUCAUCCCAGUCAUCCCAAGUCAUCCUUCGUCAUCCCAGUCAUCCCUAGUCAUCCCAGUCAUCCCUAGUUAUCCCUAGUCCUCCCAGGCAUCCCUACUCAUCUCUAGUCAUCCCUACUCAUCCCAGGCAUCCCUAGUCUUCCCUAGUCAUCCCAGUCAUCCCUAGUCAUCCCAGUCAUCCCUAGUCAUCCAUAGUCUUCCCCUUCAUCCCUAGUCAUCCCUAGUCAUCCCUAGUCAUCCCUAGUCAUCCUUAGUCAUCCCAGUCAUCCCUAGUCAUCCCUAAACAUCCCUAGUCAUCCCUAGUCAUCCCAGUCAUCCCUAGUCAUCCCAGUCUUCCCUAGUCAUCCCUAGUCAUCCCUAGUCAUCCUAGUCAUCCCUAGUCAUCCCAGUCAUCCCUAGUCAUCCCAGUCAUCCCUAGUCAUCCCUAGUCAUCCCUAGUCAUCCCUAGUCAUCCCUAGUCAUCCGUAAUCAUCCCUAGCCAUCCCUAGUCAUCCCAGUCAUCCCUAAUCAUCCUUCGUCAUCGCAGUCAUCCCUAGUCAUCCGAGUCAUCCUUAGUCAUCCUAGUCAUCCCUAGUCUUCCCAGUCAUCCCUAGUCAUCCCUAGUCAUCCUUCAUCAUCCCAGUCAUUCCUAGUCAUCCAUAGUUCUCCUUAGUCUUCCCAAUCAUCCCUAGUCAUCCCUAGUCAUCCCAGUCAUCCCUAGUCAUCCCAGUCAUCCCUGGUCAUCCCAGUCAUCCCUAGUCAUCCCAGUCAUCCCUAGUCAUCCCAGUCAUCCCUAGUCAUCCUUAGUCAUCCUUAUUCAGCCCAGUCAUCCCUAGUCAUCCCUAGUCACCCCGUCAUCCCUAGUCAUCUCUAGUCAUCCUUUGUGAUUACUAGUCCUCCCUAGUCAUCCCAGUCAUCCUUACUAAUCUCUAGUCAUCCCAGUCAUCCCUUUCACCCCUAGUCAUCCAUAGUCAUCCCUAGUUAUCCCAGUCAUCCCUUUUCAUCCCAGUCAUCCCUAGUCAUCCCAGUCUUCCCUAGUCAUCCCUAGUCAUCCCUAGUUAUCCCUAGUCAUCCUAGUCAUCCCUAGUCAUCCCAGUCAUCCCUAGUCAUCCCAGUCAUCCCUAGUCAUCCCUAGUCAUCCCUAGUCAUCCGUAGUUAUCCGUAGUCAUCCCUAGCCAUCCCUAGUCAUCCCAGUCAUCCCUAAUCAUCCUUCGUCAUCGCAGUCAUCCCUAGUCAUCCGAGUCAUCCCUAGUCAUCCCAGUCAUCCCUAGUCAUCCCUAGUCAUCCUUCAUCAUCCCAGUCAUUCCUAGUCAUCCAUAGUUCUCCUUAGUCUUCCAAUCAUCCCUAGUCAUCCCUAGUCAUCCCAGUCAUCCCUAGUCAUCCCUAGUCAUCGCUAGUUAUCCCAGUCAUCCCUAGUCAUCCCAGUCAUCCCUAGUCAUCCCAGUCUUCCCUAGUCAUCCCUAGUCAUCCCUAGUUAUCCCUAGUCAUCCUAGUCAUCCCUAGUCAUCCCAGUCAUCCCUAGUCAUCCCAGUCAUCCCUAGUCAUCCCUAGUCAUCCGUAGUCAUCCGUAGUCAUCCCUAGCCAUCCCUAGUCAUUCCAGUCAUCCCUAAUCAUCCUUCGUCAUCGCAGUCAUCCCUAGUCAUCCGAGUCAUCCCUAGUCAUCCUAGUCAUCCCUAGUCAUCCCAAACAUCCCUAGUCAUCCCAGUCAUCCCUAGUCAUCCCAGUCAUCCCUAGUCAUCCUUCAUCAUCCCAGUCAUUCCUAGUCAUCCAUUGUUCUCCUUAAUCUUCCCAAUCAUCGCUAGUCAUCCCUAGUCAUCCCAGUCAUCCCUAGUCAUCCCUGGUCAUCCCUAGUCAUCCCAGUCAUCCUUAGUCAUCCCAGUCAUCCUUAUUCAUCCCUAGUCAUCCCCGUCAUCCCAAGUCAUCCCUAGUCAUCCCAGUCAUCCCAGUCAUCCCAGUCAUCCCAAGUCAUCCUUCGUCAUCCCAGUCAUCCCUAGUCAUCCCAGUCAUCCCUAGUCAUCCCAGUCAUCCCUAGUCAUCCCAGUCAUCCCUAGUUAUCCCUAGUCCUCCCAGGCAUCCCUACUCAUCCCUAGUCAUCCCUACUCAUCCAAGGCAUUCCUAGUCUUCCCUAGUCAUCCCAGUCGUCCCUAGUCAUGCCAGUCAUCCCUAGUCAUCCCUAGUCUUCCCCUUCAUCCCUAGUCAUCCCUAGUCAUCCUUAGUCAUCCCAGUCAUCCCUAGUCAUCCCUAGUCAUCCCCAGUCAUCCCUAGUCAUCCCAGUCAUCCCUAGUCAUCCCAGUCUUCCCUAGUCAUCCCUAGUCAUCCCUAGUCAUCCUAGUCAUCCCUAGUCAUCCCAGUCAUCCCUAGUCAUCCCAGUCAUCCCUAGUCAUCCCUAGUCAUCCCUAGUCAUCCGUAGUCAUCCCUAGCCAUCCCUAGUCAUCCCAGUCAUCCCUAAUCAUCCUUCGUCAUCACAGUCAUCCCUAGUCAUCCGAGUCAUCCCUAGUCAUCCCUAGUCAUCCCAGUCAUCCUUAGUCAUCCCAGUCAUCCUUAUUCAUCCCUAGUCAUCCCCGUCAUCCCAAGUCAUCCCUACUCAUCCCAGUCAUCCCAGUCAUCCCAGUCAUCCCAAGUCAUCCUUCGUCAUCCCAGUCAUCCCUAGUGAUUGCUGGACAUCCUUAGUCAUCCCAGUCAUCCCUAGUUAUCCCUAGUCCUCCCAGGCAUCCCUACUCAUCUCUAGUCAUCCCUACUCAUCCCAGGCAUCCCUAGUCUUCCCUAGUCAUCCCAGUCAUCCCUAGUCAUCCCAGUCAUCCCUAGUCAUCCCUAGUCUUCCCCUUCAUCCCUAGUCAUCCCUAGUCAUCCCUAGUCAUCCUUAGUCAUCCCAGUCAUCCCUAGUCAUCCCUAAACAUCCCUAGUCAUCCCUAGUCAUCCCAGUCAUCCCUAGUCAUCCCAGUCUUCCCUAGUCAUCCCUAGUCAUCCCUAGUCAUCCUAGUCAUCCCUAGUCAUCCCAGUCAUCCCUAGUCAUCCCAGUCAUCCCUAGUCAUCCCUAGUCAUCCCUAGUCAUCCCUAGUCAUCCCUAGUCAUCCCUAGUCAUCCGUAGUCAUCCCUAGCCAUCCCUAGUCAUCCCAGUCAUCCCUAAUCAUCCUUCGUCAUCGCAGUCAUCCCUAGUCAUCCGAGUCAUCCUUAGUCAUCCUAGUCAUCCCUAGUCUUCCCAGUCAUCCCUAGUCAUCCCUAGUCAUCCUUCAUCAUCCCAGUCAUUCCUAGUCAUCCAUAGUUCUCCUUAGUCUUCCCAAUCAUCCCUAGUCAUCCCUAGUCAUCCCAGUCAUCCCUAGUCAUCCCAGUCAUCCCUGGUCAUCCCAGUCAUCCCUAGUCAUCCCAGUCAUCCCUAGUCAUCCCAGUCAUCCCUAGUCAUCCUUAGUCAUCCUUAUUCAGCCCAGUCAUCCCUAGUCAUCCCUAGUCACCCCGUCAUCCCUAGUCAUCUCUAGUCAUGCUUUGUGAUUACUAGUCCUCCCUAGUCAUCCCAGUCAUCCUUACUAAUCUCUAGUCAUCCCAGUCAUCCCUGUCACCCCUAGUCAUCCAUAGUCAUCCCUAGUUAUCCCAGUCAUCCCUAGUCAUCCCAGUCAUCCCUAGUCAUCCCAGUCUUCCCUAGUCAUCCCUAGUCAUCCCUAGUUAUCCCUAGUCAUCCUAGUCAUCCCUAGUCAUCCCAGUCAUCCCUAGUCAUCCCAGUCAUCCCUACUCAUCCCUAGUCAUCCCUAGUCAUCCGUAGUUAUCCGUAGUCAUCCCUAGCCAUCCCUAGUCAUCCCAGUCAUCCCUAAUCAUCCUUCGUCAUCGCAGUCAUCCCUAGUCAUCCGAGUCAUCCCUAGUCAUCCCAGUCAUCCCUAGUCAUCCCUAGUCAUCCUUCAUCAUCCCAGUCAUUCCUAGUCAUCCCUAGUUCUCCAGUCUUCCAAUCAUCCCUAGCAAUCCGUAGUCAUCCCAGUCAUCCCUAGUCAUCCCUAGUCAUCGCAGUUAUCCCUAGUCAUCCCUUGUCAACCAGAGUCUUCCGUAGUCAUCCCAGUCAUUCCUAGUCAUGCCUAGUCAUCCCUAGUCAUCCCUAGUAAUCCGUAGUCAUCCAUAGUCAUUCCAGUCAUCUCUAGUCAUCCCUAGUCAUCGCAGUUAUCCCUAGUCAUCCCUUGUCAUCCCGAGUCUCCCGUAGUCAUCCCAGUCAUCCCUAGUCUUCGUUAGUCAUCCCUAGUAACCCCAGUAAUACCUAGUCAUCCCUAGUCAUCCCAGUCAUCCUUAGUCAUCCCAGUCAUCCCUAGUCAUCCGUAGUCAUCCUGAGUCAUCCCAGUCAUCCCUAGUCAUCCCUAGUCUUCCGUAGUCUUACCAGUCAUCCCUAGUCAUCCUUCAUCAUCCCAGUCAUUCCUAGUCAUCCAUUGUUCUCCUUAAUCUUCCCAAUCAUCGCUAGUCAUCCCUAGUCAUCCCAGUCAUCCCUAGUCAUCCCUAGUCAUCCCUAGUCAUCGCAGUCAUCCUUAGUCAUGCCAGUCAUCCUUAUUCAUCCCUACUCAUCCCCUUCAUCCCAAGACAUCCCUAGUCAUUCCAGUCAUCCCAGUCAUCCCAGUCAUCCCAAGUCAUCCUUCGUCAUCCCAGUCAUCCCUAGUCAUCCCAGUCAUCCCUAGUCAUCCCAGUCAUCCCUAGUCAUCCCAGUCAUCCCUAGUUAUCCCUAGUCCUCCCAGGCAUCCCUACUCAUCCCUAGUCAUCCCUACUCAUCCCAGGCAUCCCUAGUCUUCCCUAGUCAUCCCUGUCGUCCCUAGUCAUCCCAGUCAUCCCUAGUCAUCCCUAGUCUUCCCCUUCAUCCCUAGUCAUCCCUAGGCAUCCUUAGUCAUCCCAGUCAUCCCUAGUCAUCCCUAGUCAUCCCCAGUCAUCCCUAGUCAUCCCAGUCUUCCCUAGUCAUCCCUAGUCAUCCCUAGUCAUCCUAGUCAUCCCAGUCAUCCCUAGUCAUCCCAGUCAUCCCUAGUCAUCCCUAGUCAUCCCUAGUCAUCCGUAGUCAUCCUUAGUCAUCCCUAGUCAUCCCAGUCAUCCUAAUCAUCCUUAGUCAUCGCUAGUCAUCCCUAGUCAUCCGAGUCAUCCCUAGUCAUCCGUAGUCAUCCCUAGUCAUCCCAGUCAUCCCUAAUCAUCCCUAGUCAUCCGUAGUCAUCCCUACUCAUCCUUGUCAUCCCAGUCAUCCUUAGUAAUCCCUAGUCAUCCCAGUCAACCUUAGUCAUCCCAGUCAUCCCUAGUCAUCCAAGUCAUUCCCAGUCAUCCCUAGCCAUCCCUAGUCACCCCAGUAAUCACUAGUCAUCCCUAAUCAUCCCUAAUCAUCCCUAGUGAUCCCAGUCUCCCCUAGUCAUCCCUAGCCAUCCCAAUCAUCCCUAGUCAUCGAAAGUCAUUGUUAGACAUCCGUAGUCAUCCUAGUCAUCCUUAGUCAUCCCUAGUCAUCCCUAGUCAUCCCUAGUCAUCCCAGUCAUCCCUAGUCAUCCCAGUCAUCCCUAGUCAUCCCUAGGCAUCCCUAGUCAUCCCAGUCGUUCCUAGUCAUCCCUAGUCAUCCGAGUCAUCCCUAAUCAUCCCUAGUCAUCCCAGUUAUCCCUAGUCAUCCCUAGUCAUCCCAGUCAUCCCUAGUCAUCCCUAGUAAUCCCUAGUCAUCCCUAGUAAUCCCUAGUCAUCCCUAGUCAUCCCUAGUCAUUCCUAGUCAUCCCUAGUCAUCCCUAGUCAUCCCUAGUCAUCGUAGUCAUCCCAGUCAUCCCACUCAUCCCUAGUCAUCCGAGUCAUCCCUAGUCAUCCCAGUCAUCCAUAGUCAUCCCUAGUCAUCCCUAGUCUUCCCAGUGAUCUUUAGUCAUCCCAGUCAUCCUAGUCAUCCUUAGUCAUCCUUAGUCAUCCCAGUUAUCCCUAGUCAUCCUUAGUCAUCCGAGUCAUCCUUAGUCAUCCCAGUUAAACUUAGUCAUCCCAGUCAUCCCUAGUCAGCCCUAGUCAUCCCAGUUAUCCCUAGUCAUCCCUAGUCAUCCCUAGUCAUCCCAGUCAUCCCUAGUCAUCCCUAGUCAUCCCUAGUCAUCCCUAGUCAUCCCUAGUCAUCCUAGUCAUCCCAGUCAUCCCUAGUCAUCCCUAGUUAUCCCUAGUCAUCCCAGUCAUCCCUAGUCAUCCCUAGUCAUCCCAGUCAUCUCAGUCAUCCCUAGUCAUCCCUAGUCAUCCCAGUCAUCCUUAAUCAUCCCAGUUAUCCUAGUCAUCCCUAGUCAUCCUUAGUCAUCCCUAGUCAUCCCUAGUCAUCCCUAGUCAUCCCAGUCAUCCUAGUCCAGUCAUCCCUAGUCAUCCCUAGUCAUCCCAGUAAUCCCUAGUCAUCCCUAGUCAUCCUUAGUCAUCUCAGUCAUCCCUAGUCAUCCCUAGUCAUCCCAGUCAUCCUUAGUCAUCCCAGUCAUCCCAGUCAUCCUAGUCAUCCCUAGUCAUCCCUAGUCAUCCCAGUCAUCCCUAGUCAUCCCUAGUCAUCCCAGUCAUCCCAAGUCAUCCCCAGUCAUCCCAGGUAUCCCUGGUCAUCCCUAGUCAUCCCUAGUCAUCUUAGACAUCCCCAGUCAUCUUAGUCAUCCCUAGUCAUCCCAGUCAUCCCUAGUGAUCCCUAGUGAUCCUUAGUCAUUUCAGUUUUCCCAGUCAUUGCUAGUGAUCCCUGGUCAUCCCAGUUAUCCCUUGUCAUCCCCAGUCAUCCCAGUCAUCCCUAGUCAUCCCAGUCAUCCCUAGUCAUCCCAGUCAUCCUUUAGUCAUCCUAGUCAUCCUAGUCAUCCCAGUCAUCCCUAGUCAUCUGGUCAUCCAGUCAUCCCUAGUCAUCCCUAGUCAUCCGUUGUCAUCCUAGUCAUCCUAGUCAUCCCAGUCAUCCCUAGUCAUCCCUAGUCAUCCCAGUCAUCCCUAGUCAUCCCUAGUCAUCCUAGUCAUCCCUAGUCAUCCCUAGUCAUCCCAGUCAUCCUAGUCAUCCCUAGUCAUCCCUAGUCAUCCCUAGUCAUCCCUAGUCAUCCCAGUCAUCCCUAGUCAUCCCAGUCAUCCCUAGUCAUCCUUAGUCAUCCCAGUCAUCCCUAGUCAUCCCAGUCAUCCCUAGUCAUCCCAGUCAUCCCUAGUUAUCCCUAGUCAUCCCAGUCAUCCCUAGUCAUCCCAGUCAUCCGUAGUCAUCCCUAGUCAUCCUAGUCAUCCCAGUCAUCCCUAGUCAUCCCAGUCAUCCAGUCAUCCCUAGUCAUCCCAGUCAUCCCUAGUCAUCCCUAGUCAUCCCUAGUCAUCCCAGUCAUCCCUAGUCAUCCCUAGUCAUCCCAGUCAUCCCUAGUCAUCCUAGUCAUCCCUAGUCAUCCCUAGUCAUCCCAGUCAUCCCUAGUCAUCCCUAGUCAUCCCUAGUCAUCCCAGUCAUCCCUAGUCAUCCCUAGUCAUCCCUAGUCAUCCUAGUCAUCCCUAGUCAUCCCUAGUCAUCCCUGUCAUCCCUAGUCAUCCCUAGUCAUCCCUAGUCAUCCCAGUCAUCUCUAGUCAUCCCUAGUCAUCCCAGUCAUCCCUAGUCAUCCCUAGUCAUCCCACCUAGUCAUCUCUAGUCAUCCCAGUCUUCCCAGUCAUCCCUAGUCAUCCCUAGUCAUCCUUAGUCAUCUGCGUCAUCCCUAGUCAUCCCUAGUUAUCCCAGUCAUCCUUAGUCAUCCCAGUCAUCCUAGUCAUCCCUAGUCAUCCUUAGUCAUCUCUAGUCAUCUCUAGUCAUCCCUAGUCAUCCCAGUCAUCCCUAGUCAUCACAGUUAUCCCUAGUCAUCCCUUGUCAUCCCUAGUCUUCCCUAGUCAUCUCAGUCAUCCCUAGUCAUCCCUAGUGAUCCCAGUCAUCCUUAGUCAUCCCAGUCAUCCCUGGUCAUCCCUAUUCAUUCUUAGUCAUCCCAGUCAUCCCUAGUCAUCCCUAGUUAUCCCUACUGAUCCCAGUCAUCCCUAGUCAUCCCUAGUCAUCCCAGUCAUCUCAGUCAUCCCUAGUCAUCCCUAGUCAUCCCAGUCAUCCUAGUCAUCCCUAGUCAUCCCAGUCAUCCUAGUCAUCCCUAGUCAUCCCUAGUCAUCCCUAGUCAUCCCUAGUCAUCCCAGUCAUCCCUAGUCAUCCUUUAGUCAUCCCUAGUCAUCCCUAGUCAUCCCAGUCAUCCCUAGUCAUCCGAGUCAUCCCUAGUCAUCCCUAGUCCUCCCAGUCAUCCUAGUCAUCCCUAGUCAUCAUCCUUAUUCAUCCUAGUCAUCCCUAGUCAUCCCUAGUCAUCCCUAGUCAUCCCAGUUAUCCCUAGUCCUCCCUAGUCAUCCUGGUGUUCCCUUGUCAUCCCAGUCAUUCCUAGUCAUCCUAGUCAUUCCUAGUCAUCCCAGUCAUCCAUAGUUAUUCCUAGUCAUACCAGUAAUCGCAGUCAUCCCUAGUAUCCCAGUCAUCCUAGUUAUCCCAGUCAUCCCUAGUCAUCCUAGUCAUCCUAGUCAUCCCUAGUCAUCUCAGUCAUCCCUAGUCAUCCCUAGUCAUCCUAGUCAUCUCACAGUCAUCCCUAGUCAUCCCAGUCAUCCCUAGUCAUCCCUAGUCAUCCCAGUCAUCCUUAGUCAUCCCUAGUCAUCCUUAGGCAUCCCUAGUCUUCCCUAGUCAUCCUCAGUCAUCCUAGUCAUCCCAGUCAUCCCAGUCAUCCCUAGUCAUCCUAGUCAUCUCUAGUCAUCCCUAGUCAUCCAUAGCCAUCCCAGUCAUCCCAGACAUCCCAGUCAUCCCUAAUCAUCCCUAGUCAUCCCUAGUCAUCCCUAGCCAUCCCUAGCCAUCCCAGUCAUCCCAGUCAUCCCUAGUCAUCCCUAGUCAUCCCUAGUCAUCCCUUGUCAUGCCAGUCAUCCCUAGUCAUCCCUAGUCAUCCUUAGCCAUCCUUAGUCAUCCCUAGUCAUCCCUAGUCAUCCUAGUCAUCCUAAGUCAUCCUAGUCAUCCCUAGUCAUCCUUAGUCAUCCCUAGUCAUCCCUAGUCAUCCCUAGUCAUCCCAGUCAUCCCUAGUCAUCCCUAGUCAUCCCAGUCAUCCCUAGUCAUCCCUAGUCAUCCCUAGUCAUCCCAGUCAUCCCUAGUCAUCCCUAGUCAUCCCAGUCAUCCCUAGUCAUCCCAGUCAUCCCUAGUCAUCCCCAGUCAUCCCUAGUCAUCCCAGUCAUCCCUAGUCAUCCCUAGUCAUCCCUAGUCAUCCCAGUGAUCUUUAGUCAUCCCUAGUCAUCCUUAGUCAUUCCUAGUCAUCCCUAGUCAUUCCAGUUAUCCUUUGUCAUCCCUAGUCAUCCCUAGUCAUGCCAGUCAUCCUCAGUCAUGCCUAGUCAUCCCUGGUCAUCCCUAGUCAUCCGCUGUCUUCUUAGUCAUCCGUAGUCAUUCCAGUUAUCCUUUGUCAUCCCUAGUCAUCCCUAGUCAUCCCAGUCAUCCCUAGUCAUCCCUAGUCACCCCAGUCAUCCCUAGUCAUCCCUAACCAUUCUUGUCAUACUAGUCACCCCUAGUCAUGCCAGUCAUCCAUACUCAUCCCUAGUCAUCCCUAGUCAUCCCUAGUCAUCCUAGUCAUCCCUAGUCAUCCCAGUCAUCCCUAGUCAGUCAUCCCUAGUCAUCCCUAGUCAUCCCUAGUCAUCUGUAGUCAUCUUAGUCAUCCCUAAUCAUCCCAGUCAUCCUAAUUAUGCCAGUCAUCUCAGUCAUUCCUAGUCAUCCCACUCACCGUAAUCAUUCCAGUCAUCCUUAGUCAUCCCACUCAUCUUAGUCAUCCCACUCAUCCCUAGUCAUCCCCCUCAUCCCUAGUCAUCCCCUGUCAUCCUAGUCACCCAGUUAUCCCAGUCAUCCCUAAUCAUCCCAGUCAUCCUUAGUCAUCCUAGUCAUCCUAGUCAUCCCUAGUCAUCCCUAGUCAUCCCUAGUCAUCCCUAGUCAUCCCAGUCAUCCCUAGUCAUCUCUAGUCAUCCGUAGUCAUCCCUAGUCAUCCCAGUCAUCCCUAGUCAUCCCUAGUCAUCCCAGUCAUCCCUAGUCAUCCCUAGUCAUCCCAGUCAUCCCUAGUCAUCCCUAGUCAUCCUUAGUCAUCCCAGUCAUCCCUAGCCAUCCCUACUCAUCCCAGUCAUCCCAGUCAUCCCUAGUCAUCCCUAGUCAUCCCUAGUCAUCCCAGUCAUCCCUAGUCAUCCCUAGUCAUCCCAGUCAUCCCAGUCAUCCCUAGUCAUCCCUAGUCAUCCCUAGUCAUCCUAGUCAUCCCUAGUCAUCCCUAGUCAUCCCUAGUCAUCCCAGUCAUCCCUAGUCAUCCCAGUCAUCCCUAGUCAUCCCUAGUCAUCCCAGUCAUCCCUAGUCAUCCCUAGUCAUCCCAGUCAUCCUUAGUCAUCCCAGUUAUCCUUAGUCAUCCCUAGUCAUCCCAGUCAUCCCUAGUCAUCCCUAGUCAUCCCUAGUCAUCCCAGUCCGGUCAUCCCAGUCAUCCCUAGUCAUCCCAGUCAUCCUAGUCAUCCCUAGUCAUCCCAGUCAUCCCUAGUCAUCCCUAGUCAUCCCUAUCAUCCUAGUCAUCCCUAGUCUUCCCAGUCAUCCUAGUCAUCCCUAGUCAUCCCAGUCAUCCCUAGUCAUCCCUAGUCAUCCCUUAGUCAUCCCAGUCAUCCCAUCCCAGUCAUCCUUAGUCAUCCCUAGUCAUCCCUAGUUAUCCCUAGUCACCCCUAGUCAUAAUAGUCCUCCCUAGUCAUCCCAGUCAUCCUUAGUCAUCCUUAGUCAUCUUAGUCAUCCCUGGUCAUCCCAGUCAUCUUUAGUCAUCCCAGUCAUCCCUAGUCAUCCCUAGUCAUUCCAGUCAUUCCUUGUCAUCCAUAGUCAUCCCAGUCAUCCCUAGUCAUCCCAGUCAUCCCUAGUCAUCCGUAGUCAUCCCUAGUCAUCCCCAGUCAUCCCAGUCAUCCCUAGUCAUCCCUUGUCAUCCUAGUCAUCUUUAGUCAUCUCUAGUUAUCCCUAGUCAUCCCUAGUCAUCCCAGUCAUCCCUAGUCAUCCCAAGUCAUCCCAGUCAUCCCUAGUCAUCCCUAGUCAUCCCAGUCAUCCCAGUCAUCCCUAGUCAUCCCUAGUCAUCCCUAGUCAUCCCUAGUCUCCCUAGUCAUCCCAGUCAUCGCUAGUCAUCCCAGUCAUUCCUAGUCAUCCUUAGUCAUCCUUAGUCAUUCCAGUUAUCCCUAGUUAUCCUUAGUCAUCCCUGUCAUCCUUAGUCAUCCCAGUCAUCCCUAGUCUUCCCAGUCAUCCUCAGUCAUCCCUAGUGAUCACAGUCAUCUCUAGUCAUCCCAGUCAUCCCUAGUCAUACCAGUCAUCCCUAGUCAUGCCAGUCUUCCCAGUCAUCCCAGUCAUCCCAAUCAUCCCUAGUCAUCUCUAGUCAUCCCAGUCAUCUCUUGUCAUCCCUACUCAUCCCAGUCAUCCCUAGUCAUCCCAGUUAUCCCUAGUCAUUCUUAGUCAUCCCAAGCCAUCCCAGUCAUCCUUAGUCAUCCCUAGUCAUCCCAGUCAUCCGUAGUCAUCCCAGUCAUCCCUAGUUAUCCCUAGUCAUCCCUGGUCAUCCCAGUCAUCCUUAGUCAUCCUAGUGAUCCCAGUCAUCCAUAGUCAUCCCAGUCAUCCGUAGUCAUUCCAGUCAUCCCUAGUUAUCCCUAGUCAUCCCUAGUCAUCCCAGUCAUCCGUAGUCAUCCCAGUCAUCCCAGUCAUCCCUAGUCAUCCCUAGUCAUCCCAGUCAUCCUUAGUCAUCCUAGUCAUCCCUAGUCAUCCUAGUCAUCCCAGUCAUCCUAGUCAUCCCUAGUCAUCCUAGUCAUCCCUAGUGAUCCCUAGUCAUGCCACUCAUCCCUAGUCAUUCUUACUCAUCCCACUUCUCCGUAGUCAUCCCUUAGUCAUCCUUGUCAUCCCUAGUCAUCCCAGUCAUCCCUAGUCAUCCCUAGUCAUUACUGUCAUCCCUAGUCAUCCCAGUCACCCUAGUCAUUCCUAGUCAUCCCUAGUCAUCCUUAGUCAUUCCUAGUCAUCCUAGUGAUCUUUAGUCAUCCCAGUCAUCCCACUCAUCCCUAGUCAUCCGAGUCAUCCCUAGUAAUACCAGUCAUCCGUAGUCAUCCCUAGUCAUCCCUAGUCUUCCCAGUCAUCCCUAGUCAUCCCAGUCAUCCCUAGUCAUCCUUAGUCAUCCCAGUCAUCCCAUAUCCCUAGUCAUCCUUAGUCAUCCCAGUCAUCCCUAAUCAUCCCAGUCAAACUUAGUCAUCCCAGUCAUCCCUAGUCAUCCCUAGUCAUCCCAGUUAUCCCUAGUCAUCCCUAGUCAUCCCUAGUCAUCCUUAGUCAUCCCUAGUCAUCCCUAGUCAUCCCUAGUCAUCCCAGUCAUCCCAGUCAUCCCUAGUCAUCCCUAGUCAUCCUUAGUCAUCCCAGUCAUCCCUAGUCAUCCUAGUCAUCCCUAGUCAUCCCAGUCAUCCCAGUCAUCCCUAGUCAUCCCAGUGAUCCCUAGUCAUCCCUAGUCAUCCCAGUCAUCCCUAGUCACCCCUAGUCAUCUCUAUUCAUCCCAGUCAGCCCUAGUCAUCCCUAGUCAUCCUAGUCAUCCCUAGUCAUCCGUAGUUAUUUCCAGUGAUCUCUAGUCAUCCCAGUCAUGCUUAGUUAUCCCUAGUCAUCCCUAGUUAUCCAUAGUCAUCCCUAGUCAUCCGAGUCAUCCCUAGUCAUCCCUAAGCAUCCCUAGUCAUCCCUAGUCAUCCCAGUCAUCCGUAGUCAUCCCAGUCAUCCUUAGUCAUCCCUAUUCAUCCCUAGUCUUCUCAGUCAUCCCUAGUCAUCCGUAGUCAUCCCAGUCAUCCCUAGUCAUCUUAGUCAUCCCUAGUGAUCCCAGUCAUCCUUAGUCGUCCCUAGUCAUCCCAGUCAUCCCUUGGCAACCCUAGUCAUCCUUAGUCAUCCCAAGUCAUCCUUAUUCAUCCUUAGUCAUCCCUAGUCAUCCCCAGUCAUCACAGUCAUCCCUAGUCAUCCCAGUCAUCCCUAGUCAUCUCUAGUCAUCCCAGUCAUUCCUAGUCAUCCCAGUCAUCCCAGUCAUCCCUAGUGAUCUCUAGUCAUUCCAGUCAUCCCUAGUCAUCACAGUCAUCCCUAGUCAUCCCAGUCAUCCCUAGUCAUCCCUAGUCAUCCCUAGUCAUCUCUAGUCAUCCCAGUCAUCCCAGUCAUUCCUAGUCAUCCAUAGUUCAUCCUUAGUCAUCCCAGUCAUCCCUAGUUAUCCCUGGUCAUCCCAGUCAUCCCUAGUCAUCCUAGUCAUCCAGUCAUCCCAGUCAUCCCUAGUCAUCCCUAGUCAUCCCAGUCAUCCCUAGUCAUCCCAGUCAUCCCUAGUCAUCCCAGUCAUCCCUAGUCAUCCCUAGUCAUCCAGUCAUCCUAGUCAUCCCUAAUCAUCCCUAGUUAUCCCUAGUCAUCCCCAGUCAUCCUAGUCAUCUCUAGUCAUGUCAUCCCAGUCAUCCUAGUCAUCCCUAGUCAUUCCAGUCAUCCCUAAUCAUCCCAGUCAUCCAGUCAUCCCUAGUCAUCCCUAGUCAUCCCAGUCAUCCUAGUCAUCCCUAGUCAUCCCAAACAUCCCUAGUCAUCCCAGUCAUCCCUAGUCAUCCCAGUCACAAUAGUCAAUCCUUCAUCAUCCCAGUCAUCCCAGUCAUCCCUAGUCAUCCUAAUCAUUCCCAGUCAUCCCUAGUCAUCCCAGUCAUCCUUAGUCAUCCCUAGUCAUCCCUAGUCAUCCCUAGUCACCCGAGUCAUCCUUAGUCAUCCCAGUCAUCCCAGUCAUCCUUCAUCCCAGUCACCCCAGUCAUCCCAGUCAUCAUUAGUCAUCCUAGUCAUCCCAAGUCACCCUAGUCAUCCUAGUCAUCCUUAGUCAUCCCAGUCAUCUAGUCAAGUCUGUCUCCUUAGUCAUCCCAGUCAUCCCUAGUCAUCCUAGUCAUCCCCAGUCAUCCCUAGUCAUCCCUAGUCAUCCCAGUCAUCCUAGUCACCCCAGUCAUCCCUAGUCAUCCCAGUCAUCCCUAGUCAUCCUAGUCAUCCCAGUGGUCAUCCCUGGUCAUCUCAGUCAUCCCAGUCAUCCUAGUCAUCCUAGUCAUCCCUAGUCAUCCCUGGGUCAUCCCAGUCAUCCCUGGUCAUCCCUAGUCAUCCGGUAGUCAUCCCUAGUCAUCCCUAGCCAUCCUUAGUCAUCCCAGUCAUCCCUAGUCAUCCCCCAGUCAUCCCUAGUCAUCCUAGUCAUCCCAGUUAUCAGUCAUCCUAGUCAUCCUAGUCAUCCCAGUCAUCCCUAGUCAUCCCAGUCAUCCCUAGUCAUCCCCAUCCUAGUCAUCCCAGUCAUCCCAGUCAUCCUCGUCAUCCCUAGUCAUCCCUAAUCAUCCCGUAGUCAUCCCUAGUCAUCCCAGUCAUCCCUAGUCAUCCUAGUCAUCCCUAGUCAUAAGUCAUCCCAGUCAUCCUUAGUCAUCCUCAGUCAUCCUUAGUUCAUCCCUAGUCAUCCCAGUCAUUCCAGUCAUCCCAGUCAUCCGUCAUCCUAAGUCAUCCUUAGUCAUCCCAGUCAUCCCUAGUCAUCCCAGUCUUGGAAGUCAUCCUAGUCAUCAGUCAUCCCAGUCAUCCCUAGUCAUCCCAGUCAUCCCUUGUCAUCCCUAGUCAUCCCUAGUGAUCCCAGUCAUCCCUAGUCAUCCCUGUCAUCCCUAGUCAUCCCUUGUCAUCCCUUGUCUUCUCUAGUGAUCGCUUGUCAUCCUUAGCCAUCCCUAGUCAUCUUUAUUCAUUCCAGUCAUCCCAGUCAUCCCUAGUCAUCCCAGUAAUCACUAGUCAUCCCUAGUCAUCCAAUUCAUCCCUAGUCAUCCCUAGUCAUCCCUAGUCAUCCUUAGUCAUCCUUAGUCAUCCUUCAUCCCUAGUCAUAGUCAUCCCUAGUCAUCCUUUAGUCAUCCUAGUCAUCCUAGCCAUCCCUAGUCAUCCCUAGUCAUCCCUGGUCAUCCUUAGUCAUCCCAGUCAUCCCUAGUCAUCUGGUCAAUUUAGUCAUCCCUAGUCAUCCCAGUCAUCCUCGUCAGUCAUCCUUAGUCAUCCCUAGUCAUCCCAGUCAUCCUUAGUCAUCAUCCUAGUCAUCCUUAGUCAUCCCAGUCAUCCCAAGUCAUCCCUAGUCAUCCCAGUCCUCCUUGUCAUCCGUAGUCCCAGUCAUCCCAAGUCAUCCUUCGUCAUCCCAGUCAUCCUAGUCAUCCCAGUCAUCCCUAGUUAUCCCAGUCCUCCCAGGCAUCCCUAGUCAUCCUAGUCAUCCCUAGUCAUCCCAGGCAUCCCUAGUCAUCCUAGUCAUCCCAGUCAUCUGGUCCCUAGUCAUCCCAGUCAUCCCAGUCAUCCCUAGUCAUCCCUAGUUCAUCCUAGUCAUCCCUAGUCAUCCUAGUCAUCCUUAGUCAUCCCAGUCAUCCCUAGUCAUCCCUAAACAUCCGUCCCUAGUCAUCCCUAGUCAUCCUAGUCAUCCCUAGUCAUCCCAGUCUUCCCUAGUCAUCCCUAGUCAUCCCUAGUCAUCCUAGUCAUCCCUAGUCAUCCCAGUCAUCCCUAGUCAUCCCAGUCAUCCCUAGUCAUCCCUAGUCAUCCCUAGUCAUCCCUAGUCAUUCGUAGUCAUCCCUAGCCAUCCCUAGUCAUCCCAGUCAUCCCUAAUCAUCCUUCCUCAUCGCAGUCAUCCCUAGUCAUCCGAGUCAUCCUUAGUCAUCCUAGUCAUCCCUAGUCAUCCCAGUCAUCCCUAGUCAUCCCUAGUCAUCCUUCAUCAUCCCAGUCAUUCCUAGUCAUCCAUAGUUCUCCUUAGUCUUCCUAAUCAUCCCUAGUCAUCCCUAGUCAUCCCAGUCAUCCCUAGUCAUCCCAGUCAUCCCUAGUCAUCCCAGUCAUCCCUAGUCAUCCCAGUCAUCCCUAGUCAUCCCAGUCAUCCCUAGUCAUCCUUAGUCAUCCCAGUCAUCCUUAGUCAUUCCUAGUCAUCCCUAGUCAUCCCUAGUCAUCCCUAGUCAUCCCUAGUCAUCCUAGUCAUCCCUAGUCAUCCUAGUCAUUACUAGUUAUCCCUAGUCAUCCCAGUCAUCCGUAGUCAUCCUUGGUCAUUCCAGUCAUCCCAGGCAUCCCUUGUUAUCCAUAGGCAUCCCAGUCCUCCCUAGUCAUCCCUAGUCAUCCUUAGUCAUCCCUAGUCAUUUCAGUCAUCGCUAGUAAUCCCUAGUCAUCCUUAGUCAUCCUUAGUCAUCCCUAGUCAUCCCUAGACAUCCCUAGUCAUCCCAGUCAUCCGUAGUCAUCCCUAGUCAUCCCAGUCAUCCCUAGUCAUCCCUAGUCAUCCCUAGUCAUCCCAGUCAUCCCUAGUCAUCCCUAGUCAUCCUAGUCAUCCCUAGUCAUCCCAGUCAUCGCUAGUCAUCCCUAGUCAUCCCAGUCAUCCCUAGUCAUCCUUGGUCAUUCCAGUCAUCCCAGUCAUCCCUUGUUAUCCUUAGACAUCCCAGUCAUCCCUAGUCAUCCCUAGUCAUCCUUAGUCAUCCCUAGUCAUCGCUAGUCAUUCCUAGUCAUCCUUAGUCAUCCCAGUCAUCGCUAGUAAUCCCUAGUCAUCCUUAGUCAUCGCUAGCCAUCCCAGUCAUCCGUAGUCAUCCCUAGACACCCCUAGUUAUCCCAGGCAUCCGUAGUCAUCCCUACUCAUCCUUAGUCAUUCCAGUCAUCCCUAGUCAUCCCUAAUCAUCCCUAGUCAUCCGAGUCAUCCCUUUUCAUCACUAGUCAUCCUUAGUCAUCCCUAGUCAUCCCUAGUCAUCCUUACUCUUCCCAGUCAUCCCCAGUCAUCCCUAGUCAUCCCAGUCAUCCCUAGUCAUCCCAGUCAUCCUACGCAUCCUUUGUCAUCCUUAUUCAGCCCAGUCAUCCCUAGUCAUCCCUAGUCAUCCCAAUCAUCCCUAGUCAUCCUUCGUCAUCCCAGUCAUCCCUAGUCAUCCCUAGUCAUCUCAGUCAUCCCUUGUCAUCCCUAGUCAUCCUUAGUGAUUCCAGUCUUCCUAGUCAUCCCUAGUCAUCCCUAGUCAUCCUAGUCAUCCCUAGUCAUCCCUAUUUAUCCUUAGGCAUGCCAGUCAUCCCUAGUCAUCGCUAGUCAUUCUUUGUCAUCCCUUCUUAUCCCUAGUCAUCUCUAGUCAUCCCGAGUCAUCCUUAGUCAUCCCUAGUCAUCCUUAGUCAUCCCUAGUCACCCCUUGUCAUCUCAUCCCUAGUCAUCCCUAGUCAUCCCUAGUCAUCUUAGGUAUCCCUACUUAUCCCUAGUCAUCUCUAGUCAUCCGUAGUUAUCCCAGUCAUCGCUAGUCAUUCCUAUUAAUUUAUUCUUAGUCUUCCGAGUCAUCCCUACUCAUCCCUAGUCAUUCGUAGUCAUCUUUAGUCAUCCGUAGUUAUCCCAGUCAUACUCUAGUCAUCCUUAGUCAUCCCAGUCAUCCCAGUGAUCCUUAGUCGUCCCUAUUCAUCCCUAGUCAUCCUUUGUCGUCCCAGUCAUCGCUAGUCGUCCCUAGUCAUCCCGAGUCAUCCUUUGUCAUCUUAGUCAUCCCUAUUCAUCCUUAGUCAUCCCUAGUCAUCCCUUUUAUCCCUUGUCAUCCUUAGUCAUCCCAGUCAUACCUAUUCAUCCUUAGUCAUCCCUAGUCAUCCCUAGUCUUCCCUAGUGACCCUAGUCACCCUAGUCAGCCAAGUCACCCUGGUCACCCUAGUCACCUUGUCACCUAGUCACCCUAGUCACCCUAGUCACGCACGUCACCCAAGUCAUCCAAGUCACCCAAGUCACCUACAUCACCCUAGUCACUCAAGUCACCUACGUCACGCAAGUUACAGUAGUCACUUUAGUAACCCAAGUCACCCUUGUAACCGAAGUCACCCUAGUCACCCAGGUCACCUAGUCAUGACUAGGGUGACUUGGGUGACUAUUCUGACUAGGGUGACUAGGGUGACUUGGGUGACUUUGCUGACUUGGGUGACUUGGGUGACUGAGGUGACUAGGGUGACAAGGGUGACUAAGGUGGGAAGUGUUUAUCUGAAGCAAUUUUUAUCUUGGUGCACUUAGAAUCUUUCCUGAGUACAAGAGGGUCAUUGAGACAGCUAUAGUUGGAGUUUGUUUUAGGAAGGUGUUGAUGAAUGGUCUUAAGUGAGUUGAAUUCAUGGGAGUCUAGCAGUUGUCAGAUCUAUGUUCUUUUUUAUUCUUUUUGUGACAAUAUUGUACUUUGUUAUGUUUUUUUUAGGGUGCAACAUCCCAUCAUUUAGGGCAGAACUUUUCCAAGAUGUUUGAUAUUGUGUUUGAAGAUCCUGACCCAACAAAGCAGGUAAGAUUGUUGGUCAAGGUCACGUUUUUUCGUAGUUAAAUGUGCCUAUUUUAUCUUUUCGUUGUCUUUUUUGAGGGACUAACGCUCUAAACGUCAAAUUUUGAUCCUUAGUUGGUGGCGAAUAAUUAUAGGUUGUCUACAAAUUGAUAAAACCAAAUUUUUGCAAAAUCAGUUGAUGAAACCAAACCGGCCUAGCAGCACCGUUUCGUCAUACACAUUCUCUUUAUUCAGAGUGAUGCGAAUGGUAGAAGAACCGUUAUGCACACAAAAGUUUGUCGUUGGUAUUACACCACGUCAUACAAUUUUUUUUCGUGAUAAGUUUUAACACCUGAUUUCAAGAGAGUUAUCGAUGAGUCGACGGGUAAUUGCUAACGCUAAUUUCUUUGCUUCUUACGAUAAAACAUCAAGCCAAGUGUUCACAACGUGGAACUCUAAAAAAAGACAGGUGUUCAUUGAUUAUUCAUGCAGUAUCUUCAAGCUGUCAAUCACGAGCAUGUCGAAAACCGGAAGCGGAGGUACAAUUGUAUUCCCACUGCUAGCGUACCAUGUCUUUUUCUUUUGUUGAAUUUACAGGACAAACGAUAUGUGUAUCAGAAUUCCUGGGGUCUCACCACUCGUACAGUCGGUGUUAUGACCAUGGUUCACGGAGACAAUCAAGGACUGGUCCUACCACCACGUAUCGCUUCCGUUCAGGUAAAACCCACUUGAAUGAAUUUUUGCUGUAGUCUUGUUAUACUCUUACUGAUAAACACGAAAACAUUUCUUGAAUUUGAUUGGCUGGGAGCAAUGCAUUUUUAAGUAAAGGCAGUGCAACAACGAAGAAACCUUACAGAAAAAGAGGAAAAUAAAUUGCAAAUGUCUCAGAGAAUGGAGCACCGUGAUUGGCUAAUAAGCGUACCAAUUUUUUAAGAACCAAUCAGUUGCCGCAAUCUGCUGGCAGAUAUCUUGAUGUUUGCGGGUGGAAAAAUGGCCGGUGUACUUCUCCUCGCGCAAGAAGAUGGGUCAGAACUGUCCCAUAGUGCAGUUCGACACAAUGCCUAUCCGGUCUCGCGCGCAACCAAUGAAAAAUAGUAAACUUGUAAAUGAUAACUGUUUCCGGAAGUGAAGUACUCCAUGUCUUUUCUUCCUUACAGGCUGUCAUUAUUCCGUGUGGCCUAACAGCAACGUUACCAGAUGAAGAGAAGACCAAGCUAUUAAACACUUGUAGCGCGUUGGAAGGCAAACUGAAAGAUGCCGGCAUCCGAGCAAAGGGUGAUUACAGAGACAACUACUCACCUGGAUGGAAGUUUAACCACUGGGAACUUAAGGUAUUACUUUUCAGAAGCUUCGGAAUCACUUCGGUCAUUUUCGGAAGCUGUCGGGUCAUCUUCGAGAAUGUUUGGUUAUUUCUGAGGAUGUUGUGACAAAAUCGGAGCAUUUGGAGACAACUUUUGAGAUUUUCCGAAACACUGCAAAUACGUCGGGUCAACUUUCGAUACCGUCGAUGCUCAGAAAAGAUAAGGCGAAGUUUCAAAGUAGUACUGUUAUCGAGUUUUAUGCGAGCUUGAUUUGAGCGUUCUCGUUCAAUCACAGAAAUACCGGUACAUUCAAACGUUGGGGAAUGGCUUACGGGGCUUUAAAUAUCGUUUUGUUUGAUGUUAGACCUUGAAGGAAAUCAAGAAAAGAACGUGUUUCAAAUGACCACUAGAGCAACUGAGUGAAAGGCUGAAUAUGCAGUUUUGGGUCAAAAACUUGCAACAUCCGUUUUUCGAGUCGAGAGAGGCAUAAAAAACCGCGUGUUUGCAAUUUAUAACCAGUCCCCGGACGACUUUGGCGAUGUUUUGAUCUUAAACUUGUAGGGUGUUCCAAUCCGUCUUGAAGUGGGACCACGUGACGUGAAGGCAGGGCAAGCGGUUAUGGUACGAAGAGAUACAGGAGAAAAGGUAACUACGCCUGCAAAGCUAGGUGGAGUUAAAUCUGUUUCUUUAAGUACCAUGCCAUGGCGGCCAUGUUUGAUUUUAUCACUGGGGAAGGGUUACUGGUCGUUUCGAUAGAAAGUCGUUUCGAUACGAGUCGUUCGAUGCAAGUUUAUUCAGUAAAUAGCUCCACGAAUUUGGCUUGAAGAACGAAGAGUAUUCAUCCAAAAUGUUUUUCUUGUUCACGCGCAAACUAUACUUGAAGAGAAUGAAAUUUUUGUGCAAUUUCAGUGCGAGUUCAUAUCGGAACGAUUUUGUAUCGAAACGACCGGUUUCCCUGAGGAAUGGGGAGAGGAGAAAUAGCAACCCAUAGGGUAGAUGUUAGUUAGAAAGAAGGGGGGAGGGAGAGGGGAGGAAACAGUACUCUCUGCUCUUCUCUCUCUGUACCCGCUGCCCCUCCCCCCCUCUUGAUUCGCCCAACUCCUCAACAUUUUGCAGUUGAAGCCGUCAUGAGCAAAAAUGAAAAUUUGAAAUACUGAACUGAAUCCUCUUGUGAGUUUGAUCACUGUAACAAUCACAAGAUGGUUUCUCCCAUUUCUCAUGCUCAUGUCUAACCCCACAUACACAAUACACUUUAUUUUGUGAUCGAAAUGCACCCUACACGUUCCAUGAGUAGCCACUAUUUGGUCAAUGUUUUAAAUACACACAACAAAGCAAUUAGAGACCUAAUACAAACUCAGUAAAACUGGACAUACGACCAGAGACACUGAUAUACUAUGACAACCACCAGUUAUGACUAGAGAUUACUGAUACACUAAUACAAUAAAAUUAUGACAACCACGAGUUGAGAGUUUGAAUGAUUUCUUGGAGAUCAUUGUAACAGUCUUCUGAAGCUCUGACGUCAAAAAGUAUUUUUUUCUCUUAUUUUCCUUUUUAAGGCAUUUUUUGAAAGAUUUCAUAAAUGCUGAGGCAUUUCAUUCCAUAGUUUUUGUUUCUUAAUGCAACAGUCAAAGGUCAUGACAGUUUUUCCCUUUGCCCCUGAACAAAUCUGUGAGUCUUACUGCUCAAAGCCAAACUGACUUUUUUUCCUCUGGUGUACAUGUAAUGUUUUCCUUUGCUUUCCCGUAGAAUUCUGUCAAUCAUAUUACGCUGAAGACAUCUGUGGAGUCACCGAGCGUAUCUCCUACCACUGAUACAAACAAGUAAGACUGCAUUUUGUACGUUUGCAUGUUCCAUGUUGCACAAAACAAAAUUAUGGAUGUUUGGGGCUUUAUUGUGAGUUACAAGUUUGCACAGGUACCUGGGUCAAAAUUUGUUCCCCAAACUAUCCCAUAGAUGCAAUCUGAUACAACUCCUGACCCAGUUUCCAAAUGUGUGCAACCCCUCAGGAAUGGCCAGCGAGAGUGUAGCUCCACAGCGUUGUACGUCCCAAGGACCCAGCGCAAGCACAAAACAGCACUGGGCAGGCUUUCUCCCAAAGGUCUCUGCAUUAAAAAAGGUAAAGGGUAGCAACCAUAUUUGACGUCGAUUAACUGUGACAGAUAAUAAUUGAGGUCUGAUUGCGCGUUUUAUUUGAUUCUCUCCAAUUCAAUGUCUGUUUUAUGAUAUUUGUGUUUGGGGUCAGCCACAGCAGCUGAGAGAAGCUGAAAUAUGGAUGGUCAUGGGAGAUCAACCAGUCUGCACCGAAGGCCGUUAACCAGCCAUACUGCAAGCUCUUCUCUCACUGAAGGAUUGUUCAAAGAUGGAAAGAUAGGGAUGUUAGCAGUCCAAACGGAACAGGGGUGUUUUAUUAGUUAAACCCUGUAACUCCCAACUCUCACAUGUUUUAUUGGUAAAUUUUGAAAGUUCGUGUGAAUAGGUACCAUCAAGCCCAUUUAUUCCAUCCAUCAUGAUCCACACAGGUUACGUGUAUUUAUUUUGCUCAUACGACCUGAAUUUUAUUUCAGAGCAAAGAAGGAAACAGCUGCCAAUACUAGCAAACGCACCUGGUCUGAGUCUCAACGCCUCACAGAUACAAAAGGUGUGUGUGUGGAUUCCCCACCUUCUAGAAGCGUGCGACGAAGGACAGUUCAAGAAAAAUGAGAAACUACGUUGGAAAAAUACAAGAAAACAAUCAAUCUGCAAUGACAAUAUUGCUUAACAGCUAAAGUUCUAAUCAGCACAUACUAAUAUGAGAAAUUUCAACCUAAUAAACUUGGAGUUCAUUUUUUACGGGAAAGUGGAAAGCGCAUUCUUGUCUCUGACUCUGAACUCUCUCGCCUGAACUCGCCUUCUUUCAACGGAGUUGUAUACAUAUUUGAUAACCAAAUUUAAGUGUUCGUGUGGAGAUUUUCCGACCAGCUACAGCACGUGAGAAAUCAGUUAACUAGACUGGCCUUUCCUGCAUUUGAACACCGUGAGGCGAGGUCUCGGUCAACCGCGCCUAUACGAAAAUAGGCGUUCUGCAUACCGUAAUAAACAUGAACAUUCGACCAACUUUUCCUAUAUCUCUAUUUCAGAUCAUCCAGGCGCCGUUUUGUGGUGAUGGGACUUGCGAAGGCAAGAUCAAGAAAGAUAGUGCAAGGUAUUGAACACAUUCGAAAUGCCAGGCUCCGUCCACAAGAUGUGGCAUAUUUAAUGUUGAUAUUUCUAUGCGUGCCAAGGAUCUAAAUGGUUCUGAAUAACUAGCAAGAAUUCUUUUCAGAAAUAAUAAUGAUAGAAACUUUUUUCUGUGUAAUAAACGAAAUUUUGUUGACGAAAAAAGUUCUUGACCACGACUAAUGAAAAGCCCAUCAUUUUCAGUUCUUUGCUUACAUUUUGUCUUUGUAGAUCACCGUUAUGUUAUGUAGAACUCAUGAAUAUGACUUCCGGCCACUGUACCCACCAAUCUCCUACCACACUUCUUAGACCAUGUUGACAUUAUACUGCCGGGGAUAGCUUUUGCCCUGCCAUGAAAUUCCUAUCGGAUAGUGCUUUUGUUCACACACAAGAACGGUUGUGGCGGCGCGAUUUCAGUGACGCAGCAAAGCUUUCCCCGUCGAUCUCUCUAAAGUGGAGCGUCACAUAUCGGAUAGGUGUUCAUACUCUAUCGGAUAGCUUAAGCGCCGCCACAAAAUUCAUACGGAUAGGAUUCCUGUUCACACACAAAAAUAGUUAUGGUAGUCAGUGACCCAGCGAAGCCCGCGCUGCAGCGACCUCUAAAGCGGAGAGUCACAUAUCGGGUAGGUGUACACACUAUAGCGGACAGCUUUUCGUGUCGCCAAGAGCAUCUGUCCGGUAUAGAGAGUACAUAGCCUCAAGGCUGGAAAAUUGUGACAGUUAUCAAAGUUCACCCUAUUCUGUUGUUCUUAUAUAUUGAAACAGAGAUUGAGAAAUUGUAUUGUGAUGAUUAAAUGUUGUCGUUUCUCAGGGACCAAGAUUUGGAGGCAGGAGCCCCGUCCAUGGGCGCCAAAAGUUUGUGUAUCCCGUUUGACCAGCCCAUGGAGUUAACCGCUGACGCAAAGUGUGUUUACCCGGAGUGUGAUCAACCCGCCAAGUAUUACACGCUAUUUGGCAGAAGUUAUUAAGGCAACAUCAAUCUUAUAUUAUAUAAUUGCAGAAGUCUGGCUUCUCUCGCUAACAAUUUUUCUCCGGUUUGUUCAAUCCUGUGUUUGUAUCGACAUUUUCCUAUGGUAGCCUGGAAAAGCUAUUUCUAUUCAAGGCUCGUUGCCUGUAUCAAGAGCGUCAAUGGCUGUUGUCUCUGUAGAAUAGAUCAAACUGCGACCGACCGUGGACUGGUCACUAGUCCAUCGUCCGUUGCAAAGCGCGGAAUGGUUAGUGAUGUUACAAAUUUCCUUAUAGGACUUGAGCUAAAUCAGAUAAAUGCAGGUAAUGGCUAUCAUUGCCGUAGUCUCUAAACGCUUCUAUGGCGUUUCCUGAACAGUUCUGUUUUAGUACCAUUUAGUGAGUAUUUAGUGCAAGAUUGUAUCAAAGCCAAAGGCUAGAAUAAAAAUAUCUUCAAUGCG